GCGACGUAUCCUGUUCCCAUCUCCUCCUCCGACUUCGCCUCCUCUUUCGCCUACAUGCCCUGACGAAGGCAGAGGAGGAGCCAAGCCAUAUAGCGCUCCCCUCCGCUUGCGGAGCUGCAAAAGACGCAAGGAGGAGAGAGACACGGAGACUCAGGUGGGCGCUCCGGGGACGGUGGUGAUGGGACUCGGACUGGGGCGAAGGGCGAGGGGCGGCGAAGGGCCGGGAGAGGGGGCGCAGGUACCCCUCCUGAAUCACCCGGUCGCCGUCGAGAGGGAACGAUGGCGUGCGGGGAGAGGAGAAGGCGCGAAAGAAGCCUGCUGGUCCCCUUUUCCUCCUCUCCUUUCCGUGCGUAAAGGCUGAGCCCACCGGGUUCCAAGCUGGGAAGUGGGAGCCAUAGUUUUCUACCUUGGAUGAAAUGGAAAACUAUGGUUAUUUGUGCUGUGUUUAACUAUGGUUAAAAAGUGCUGUGUAUUUAUCCCUCUAAACUGAGAUAACACCUUAAACACAAGGGCUGCAAGUGGCGAAAUCUUAUCGUUAUGUAAUUUCCUUUGGGGGCAUUAAAGGAACAAAGAUCGGGUCAGAGAACAUUUCCUGCAACUUUAACUUCCAUUAAUAAUCAAUCAAAACAAAUCUUUUGAAAGAUACAAGUUUAAGGCAGCCUUUUAACCAUACAUCCUGAGAUGUUGUUAGACUACAAGUCCCAUCAUUCCUAGCUAGGAAGACCUGUGGUCAAAGAUGAUGGGAAUUGUAGUUCAACAACAUCUGGGGACCCAACCAAGAUUGAGAGAGGCUGGUUCAGAGAGUGAAGGGAACAGUUUGUGGUUUUGAACAAACCCUAUCCUCUAAAGCUUUCACAACUUUCAUCAGUCUGAAAUGGUGUAUUUAGAAAUGUUUUCUGGCAGCCAGGAGGCCUAGGGACUUGUUUUGUAAAAGAAAGAAGCACUGUGCUUCUUAGAAUGAUUAUAAUUAUACAUCAUAUAAUAAAGAACGAUAAGUGCAUGGUCAUAAAAAGCUGAAGUACUUCAUACAAGUAAGUUUUCUCCUCUGCAGUGCGUUAGCCUGACACUAUGGUGGGUGAAGAAAAUAUCUCCGUAAGGAAUCGCCGAUCAACUUAUGAGACUGCAGAAGAGAAAGAAGACUUGUCAAAGAGGCAUGAAGCAGACUGGUCUUUCCCACAAUCAAGCAAUGGUGAGAUUUCUUCAUCAGUAACUGCAGAGAUCUUACCUGAUUUAGCAGAUGAAAUGAUAAGCAGUGAAAUGAUUUUAAAUCUGCAUGUGAACAAAAGAGCUGAAGUACAGUAAAUAUGAAUCCAAUUGUUUCCAGUGUUCACCAUGUUCAGUGGGUUUACUCUGAAUCAAACUUUGUUGACUACAACCCAGUGCAUGUAUCUUUGGUGGUGUAGUUCAACGUGGUACUCAGCCAGUUCUGAGCGUGUUUGCCUUGUGCUAAUAACUUGACCUUAGCACUGUAUUUGUUCCCUGACUAGUUUUCUUUUAGCUGUGUGCCAAAUUUGUGAAGCCAGCGGAGGAGAUUCUUCUAGAGAACUAGUAUGACCUGACUAGGAAACGUAUCUAUACCUAAAUUAUCCGUGUUGUAGUUUUUGUUUCAACAGCUACCAGAUAUUUGCCUCAAGAUGUGAAUACUGGCAUUCAUUGCUAAGCUUGUUUACUCAAAUUCAAGCUGGGUGUGAAACUGCCUUCUACUGAGUUGGACCAGCAGUUCAUCUGACCCAGUACUGCUUACUCAGACAGGCAGUCCCUAACUCUUCAGGCCCCCUUAUUGUGAUCGGAUGGGAUUCCACCAAGUCUUUGUGUACGCAGAAUGAUGGCCACUCGCCCAACCAGCGUUUCCCUGCCCACGGGCCUUAGGUUGCCAAUCCCUGGUGUAGAUGCAAUUAUGAGAUUUCUUCAUCAGUAACUGCAGAAAUCUUAUGUGAAUAAAUAUAAGAAUUUAUUGUUAGGAUAUUUCCGUUCCACCUUAAAAGGGAGCAGGCUUUGUGAGUCAGAGUCUGCGUAUUUCCUGUUCACAGGAUGUUUAUGUUUUCUGUUGCUUUCGUUUUCUCUCUGGUGUCGCAGACACUAAAGCAGUCAGUCAUGUUUUUCUGUGUUCUGAUCAACGCUGAAUAAACUUGUAAAUAAUGCUCUCCUGAGAGCAAAUUUUGCCUGUGAUCGGUGCUGAUAGAGCGUGCAUGAGUCUGGAAUGUGGCAAGAUAUUUUCUAGAAACUCAUGUCGCUGCGUGCCUACGGGAGGCUGAUGGAUCGUCCGGCAGACGGCUUGGGGGCCAUGAUGGACUUUAUCUCCCUGGCAGUAUCCCAACAACAGGUUAUGGGCCCAGAUUCACAGCACUUACAGGAGAGUAAGACUGCGGCAGACUGCUGAAAGGUAUGUGGAAGAAAAGCGAAAGUGAGGCUUUUCUGUUUGCCGAGGCAAGGGCCUUUGAUGUCCGGCUGGCCUAAUUGGUCUGGGAGUCGAGCCAAACAGGCCUCAUGAUUUAUGAGCUGCUGAGAUAAGACGUCUCUGAAGUGAAUAAGAUUCACGGCUCAAGUAAAAGACUGAGAUGGAUCUUUUACAAUCCUCAGAAGCUGCUCCGUCUCCACCAAAGCUAAAUGGCCACAACUAUCAGACCUGGGCAAGGUACUGUGAGGGCCAGAUGAGAAAGCUUGGAGUGUGGAAUACCGUUUCUGAGGACCCCCCAGCCCCUGUGACAGAUGAAUGGACGGCACAGGACUCAAGAGCCAUGGGGAUAAUUUUGCUCUCAGUAGCUCCUGAAGAGUUAAUCACCCUGGCUGGCAAGGCCAGUGCCCGUGAGAUGUGGGACGGGCUUAGAGCCUGUCAUCUCCGACAAGAGGCUGGGUCUGUGUUGCUUUAUUUCAGAAAGCUGCACAGGAAGCGUUUGGAGCCAGGGGAAGACCUUAGAGCCCACGUUUUACAUUUGCAGCAUCUCAGACAGGAAUUGACUCAGAGAGGUUUCAAUAUGCCUGAGUCACUGUUUGCAAUUCUCAUCCUGGACUCCCUGGAUGAAAGCUACCAUGCCGUGGCAAGUCAGCUGGCGACCCUCCCUGCGCAAGACCUCACUGCUACAAAGGUCUUGGCGACUUUGCAAAAUGAAUACGAUAGAAGGAAUGCAGCUGAGUCGGCUUGUGCGCUCCAGGGGGAGCAAUGUGGGACAGCAUUCCAGCCUCCAGGGGAGCCAAAGCGUUGGCAGCUGUGAAGUGCUGGAACUGUGGGACCCAAGGUCACACUCAGAAGUUUUGUCCAAAGACUGGAAAUAAACAAAGGAAGAAGCCAGCAGAUGGCAAGAAGCAGAGGGGGGGUGGAAAGCCCAAGCCAGGGAAAAACAAUGCUUUGUUUGCUGGCACAGCCUCACCAAAGGCUAAAGGCAAGUCUGAUGGCCAGGAGCAGGGGGGCAAGCUGCAAAAGCCCACGCCGGUGGAAAACAAGGUUUUGCUUGCCAGAAAGACUGCUCCAGAUGCCAAGGCCAGGUUUGUUAUUGAUUCAGGCUGUACCCGCCAUGUCUCAAAAGACCGCCACCUAUUUAUCUCCUUCAAACCUCAAGAAGGUGAGAUCCACCUGGCUGAUGGAAAGACGUUGCGAAUUGCGGGAGAAGGGACUGUGAAACUGGCAAGUCUGCACACUACCAUCAAAGAUGUACUAUAUGUUCCAGGUGCUGCAGACAAUUUGCUCAGUGUCCCACAGUUGACUGGGCGUGGUUUUGAGAUUUCCUUCAAGAGGAGCGUCUGUGUCAUCAGAAAAGGCAAAGAGGACAUUUUGCAUGCAAAGUUUAUGGAUGGCUUGUUCUGUAUAACUUAUGACGACAAUGGUGCUGUUGUGUCUAAUGUUGAUUCUUGUUGUGUUGCACAAACUAACAAAGUUCUUCAUGCAGGAUGCAUUCAUGAUGCACACAGAAGAUUUUGUCACAUGUCUUGGCAGGCACUGGCCAAGAUGCCAGAGAUGGUUGAGGGUUUGAACAUCAAACCCUGUAAGUUUCACAUGAAAUGUGUAUCUUGUGCAGAGAACAAGGUGAAGGUUGCUCCAAAAGGCAAGGAGUCUAGCAGGCAGGCUUCCAGACCCUACCAGCUAGUGCACGCAGACCUGGUUGGUCCACUUGCGCCCUCUUUGGGUGGAGCAAGGUACUUCAUGGUUCUAAUUGAUUCUUUUUCAAGGUACAUUCAUGUGUUUAUGCUCGAGCAGAAAUCGCAAGCGUUUCCUAAGUUCAAGGCAUUCUGUGCUUGGUUGGAGAAUGUUCACGGUAAACGCAUUGGCUGUCUGUUUACUGAUCGAGGCGGGAGUUCACUUCUCAGCAGUUUGAAGCUUUCCUGACUGAGAAGGGAAUCCAGCAUGACUUGUCAACGCCUAGAUCGCCAUGGAUGAAUGGGCUUGCGGAGCGAGCAAAUCAAACGUUGCUGCAAGGAAUGAAAACAUUGUUGCAUGAUGCCAAUCUCCCUGAUAAGUAUUGGGGGGAGGCUCUGUCGAAUUUUGCUUACACUUAUAAUCGCAGAUUGUCAUCACCUAUUGGUUGUACUCCCUAUGAGAAGAUGUUUGGUAAGAAACCCAACAUCAAGCACAUGAGAAUCUUUGGUUCUGACAUGUGGGUACACACCCCACAAAGCAACAAGCUUGGGAAGCGUGGGGCACAUGGUUUGUUCAUGGGGUACGAAAAGGUGCAUACAGGGUGUGGAUGACCAACUCUAAGUCCAUUAAGUUCACAAAGAGUGUUGAGUACAAUCCUAAGUGGGGGGAAAAUGUGGGAAUUUUCCAGAGUUACCCAGAGGAGGAUGAAGGUGAUGUCAAAGAAGCAGCUAAUGUUGAGGAAGCUGCUGAGGAUGAUGAUGACGAUGAUGAUCAGAGUUCGGAUUCCAGUUCAGUGGGCGGCGCUGCUGCUGAUGUCAGUGAAAGUGAUGACACAGCAGACUACAAGAGCGCAAAGGCCUCAGUCAGACCAUCUGAUGCGUCUGACAAUGAACUGGAAGAACCACUGUUCACCAUUGGUCACUUUUCUCCUAAGAAGGAGGAGAUGAGUCCAGAAGACUUGCGUCUAGUACGCAGAUCUGAGAGGGCCACGAAGGGCAGACCUCCAAAGAGAUUUGCUGAUGAGUUUGCUAAGACAGCAACUGCUGUUCUUAGUAGCUCAGAGAAGGUGUGGGAACCUUCAAGCUUCAAAGAGGUUCAGGAGUUAACCUCUAAAGAUGCUGAGCCUUGGCUAAAUGCCAUGAAGGCUGAAGUUGAUUCCUUGAAUAGGAACCAAACUUGGGAACUGGUACCGGUAGUCCCAGGAAUGAGACUGGUUGGCAGCAAAUGGGUCUUCAAGGCCAAGACAGACCAGAAUGGCAAGGUUGUCAGACACAAAGCCAGAUUGGUUGCCAGAGGUUUUUCACAGGUACCAGGACAGGAUUACCACGAGACCUACUCACCCACCGUCAAAUAUGAGAGCAUUCGGCUGAUGCUCAAGAUAGCUGCAGAGGAGAAACUGCAUGUUUCCCAUCAUGACAUUAAUACAGCUUUUUGUACGGGAUUCUGGGGAGGAGCUGUUUAUGCUUCCACCUGACGGGAUGCAGAUACAGAAGGGAAUGGUCUGUAAACUGCGGAAAUCCUUAUAUGGUCUCAAGCAGAGUGCCAGGUGUUGGAACACAAAACUCACUGAGACAUUGCUUUCUCUAGGUUUUCACCAGGGCAAAGCUGAUCCAUGUGUGUUUGUCAAGGAGGAGGGGCAAAACAAACUGUAUUGUUUAUGUUUUGUUGAUGAUCUUCUGAUGUUUUGGAAGAAUCAGGCUUUGUACCAAAGCACCCUAGCUCAGCUGAAGGAGCACUUUGACAUGAAGGAUCUUGGUGAGGUAUCCAACUAUCUUUCUCUGCAGGUGGAGAGGGACCAAGCAGGUAAUUUUCUGGUACACCAAACACAGAAAAUUGCUGAUGUUUUAACCAGGUUGAAUUUGGUUGAUGCAAACCCAGCAGACACACCGAUGGUGACAGGUUACCAGGUAGACAGUACUGCUGAAGCGUUUUCUGACACUACGCUGUACAGGUGCAUUCUAGGCAAGUUGAAUUUCAUUGCUAGAUGCUCAAGACCUGACAUAGCUGUAAGCUGUAACCUGCUUAGCAGACAUGCCAACAAUCCUACUGUUCAGGAUUGGAAAGCUCUGAAGCGCAUAGCCCGCUAUUUGAAAGGGACUAUGCACUACAGGCUGAGGUUCACCAGUCAGAAGACUGGAGGUCUUGAAAUCUUUGCAGAUGCAAGUUUUGGAAGUGACACCACGGAUGGUACAAGCACUUCUGGAGUAUGCUACAUGUACAACCACUGUCUGUUUGACUGGUUGUGCAAAAAGCAGACGACAGUGAGCCUAAGUUCCUGUGAAGCAGAACUCAAUGCUCUGUCAUUUUCACUCAUGGAUUGUGAAUGGUUGAUGCAACUGUUUAAGGACAUCGGAGUUUCUGUGAAAUGUCCUGUACAAGUGUAUCAAGACAAUAGAUCGUGUUUGGCUUUGCUGAACUCAGAGAGUUGCAAGCAAAGGACCAAGUACUUGCAGAUUAAGCUACAUCGUGCAAGGGAGUGUAUUCAGAAAGGACUCAUUCAGGUGUCCUACAUGCCAGGAAAUGAAAUUCCUGCUGAUCUGUUGUCUAAGGUUGUUAACAGAGAACAACUUAAGGUUUAUGUACAAAGGUUGCAAUUGGGUUGAACCACAGGUACUACAGGUUACACGGAAAGGGGAGGAUGUUAGGAUAUUUCCGUUCCACCUUAAAAGGGAGCAGGCUUUGUGAGUCAGAGUCUGCGUAUUUCCUGUUCACAGGAUGUUUAUGUUUUCUGUUGCUUUCGUUUUCUCUCUGGUGUCGCAGACACUAAAGCAGUCAGUCAUGUUUUUCUGUGUUCUGAUCAACGCUGAAUAAACUUGUAAAUAAUGCUCUCCUGAGUGCAACUUUUGGCUGUGCUAAUUGCUGAUAGAGCGUGCAUGAGUCUGGAAUGUGGCAAGAUAUUUUCUAGAAACUCAUGUCGCUGCGUGCCUACGGGAGGCUGAUGGAUCGUCCGGCAGACGGCUUGGGGGCCAUGAUGGACUUUAUCUCCCUGGCAGUAUCCCAACAUUUAUCAGUGGAUUUAUUUUGAAUCUGCAAAUGAGCAAAAGUACAGUAAAUACAAAUUCUUCCUCAGUUUUUAUAUAAUGGAUUGUUUCCAGUGUUCACCAUGUUCAAUGGGUCUACUAUGAGUAAAACUUUGUUUCAUGUAUUUUGGUUUUGCAAUCUUUCUGGACCUGUUGGCACAUCUGUAAAGUGGAUUAAUUGUUGUAUUGCUAGACACACCCUACAACAAAGCACAUCUUGUAAACUAUUUUAUCAUUUGUGAUAGGAAAAAAUGCUGCUUUCAAGCCAAGUUUCGGUGUGUGGGUUGUGGGUGUGUAAUAUUGUGGGUGCCUGGGAUGGCCUCUGCUGACUCAUGCACUUAGGGUUGUCAUAUCGAUGACCACUGGAUUCUAACCAUAGCUGAGAACUCAAAUGAUGAAUUGAGUUAUGAUGAAUUUGCAUAGCUGGCAAAUUGUGUUUUCAAGCUGCUCCUGUUUUCUUUCCUCACAGCACUCAACAUUGUAAGCUCAGUCCUGUUUGAAAGCUCAGACCCUGUCUCCAGGGAACAGGACCUUUGGGAAGCUGAGCGAUGGCCCUAAUUGCGGUUUGCCAAUCUCAAAAAAAUGCCAAACCAUCUUUAUAUUUCCUUAGCCAUGGGUUGGCGUGAUGUCUGAAGUGAGCCAAAAGAGGCUUUUUUCCUGGAUUGAUUGAUCGAUUAUUUAUUUAUUUAUUUAUUUAUUUAUUUAUUUGACCACUUAUUCCUAAGUGGGCCUAAGUAAUUAUUAAGCGGCCCUGUUCUUAAUUUAGCACCUUUUUUGGUUCGGAUAAAAGGUCUAAUGAAUUAAAAAAAUCCAAGCCUGAUAUGAAGAAUCUGCCUCGGUUCGCAUCUCGUUUUAUGUCAUUUCUUGGGUUUUGGGUGGAAAGAAGCCUUCAUGGAAAUGGAAUGUUCUGUCACUGGAGUUUGAUUGGGGAUUGGGCUGGUGUACCACUAAAGAUGAUAUGCAAGGGGAUGUGUUCCUGGAAGGGCUUUGAAAAUGCCUUUGUCCUUCUCUCAAAUAGUGUUGGGUUUCAGCUGUGACUAAUCUGUCUUGAGGAAAGCAUGUGGGAUCUCUGCCUUGUAGUCCAGGACUUGCAAGGCUGUGGUAAUUUCCCAAGGUGGAGGUUACUCCAGGUCAUUCCUUAGUGUUGCAAACACAAAUGAUAUGUCAGAAGAAUGAAUGUGCAGGGGGAAAUUGAAGCUGAGGAGGAAGAGGACAUAGCUGGUUAAUAUUAAACACAGGCUCAUUUGUUUUUUUCUUUGGAAAGUUACUUUUCUUUCUCGUUUCCCUCCUGCCUUUCCCAUCCGUUCAGUGGCUUGUCAUUACUAUUUACAUACGUCACAAUUUAUCGUUAUGUUAUUUUUAGCCUGCUUUUCAGGCAGUGGGGGCUCCCAAAGUAGCUUUCAUACACUCCUCAGUUAAAAAUUAGCAUCAGUGAAAUAUUGUUAAAAUGACCACAAACAGCUAAUCAAAUAUCAAGAGAAAGUACAGGUAACUCUUUUUAUAUAACUCAUUAAAGCCAGAGUUUCCUUAAUGCUUGGGCUAUGCUAUAAACACUUUGGCAAAGAAGAGAGAUAUUCGAUGAUGCACAGGCAGGAUUUAGACAAGGGAGAUCCACAAUGGAUCACUGCCUGAUCUUACAGCACCUAGCUGAGAAAUACACGUCGCAUCACAAUCUCCACCUAUUCGCAGCAUUUGUAGAUUUUAAAGCAGCCUUCGACUCCAUCCCAAGAACUCGACUCUGGGACAAACUCAACAAAUCAUCCAUAGACCGACGUCUGCUGCUACUAAUAUACAAACUGUACAAUAACACACAACUUCGCAUAAGACGCAGCCAAGAAGGCCAACUCUCUAAUUUCAUUAGAACAACAAAGGGAGUUAAACAAGGAUGCAUUUUGGCCCCCUUUUUGUUCAACAUCUAUAUAAACUCCCUAAUAGACCACCUACAAGGAGCGGAUACACACGCCCCAAAAUUAGUAGACAAAAAACUGCCUAUCCUACUCUAUGCAGACGACGCGGUUAUAUUGUCCCAGACUCAGAUGGGCCUCAAAAGAGCUCUUAACAGCUUAUCCCAAUAUUGUAGAGAAGAGAAACUAGCAGUGAACUACCAAAAAACAAAAAUCAUGGUUUUCUCUAACAAAAGGAAAAUAUACAGAUGGAAUUUGGACAAUCAGGAGAUUGAACAAGUGACAUGCUUUAAAUAUCUAGGAGUGAUAUUCCAAGCAUCAAGGAAGAAGACUGCCCACAUAAACUACAGCUCCUUUACAGCACAAAAAAGUACAACAGCAAUCCUAAGAUUCCAUCGUACAACGGGAGGAAAUUUCAUUCCUGCUACAAUUAAACUAUUCGUUGCAAAACCAAUAGCACAAAUUCUAUACGGCGCACCACUCGUCUCCCUCUCUAAUCUAGACCCAUAUGAGAAGAUACAAUCAGGUUUCCUUAGAUCACUCCUGCAAACACCUAAAUGCGUCCCAAACGCCGCCUUACGACUGGAAACGGGCUUAUACAGCAUUAAAGCCAAAGUAUGGAUAAGAACUUUAUGCACUUGGCUAAGACUUAACAACUCGCCGGUUGGACUACUUUCGCUGAUGCUUCUUGACAAAUUCCAAUCUAGCUGGUUGAAGGGCAUUCUCAGAAAACUGGCCACAUAUGGUCUCUCACCAGAGUAUUUAUUAAGUUUAGAAAGGGGAAGGGCCAAGAACAUAAUCAAAGAAAGACUCAAGGACAUUGAAACCCAAAAUGACUUUAACCAACUUCCGAUAACCUAUAAACUUCUAUACAAUUCCCAAAGGCCCCAUCUAGCAAACUAUCUCAAAGUUCUAGACAACGCUAAACACCGAUGGGCAUUUUCCAGGGCCCGCUUUAACGCUCUCCCUUCAGCCCUUCUAGAGGGAAGAUACAAUAAAAUACCGAUCGAACAAAGAUUAUGCCCCUGUAACAGCAAUGAAAUCGAAACCAUUGGGCAUGUCAUCUUAUACUGCCCAUUAUAUCGAGACUCAAGAAAAGAGCUGAUCGAACCGAUUCUGAGGAAAAUACCUCGUAGUACAGACGACACCUAUAUCAGACACCUCCUAGCUGACAAAGAGCCCGAAAUUAACAGGUCUGUGGCAAAGUACUGUUACAUUGCAACAAGAAUAAGACGAGCAAUGAUGUCUACAAAGGAGUUCAAACUGUAAACAUCGAAGGAACGAUAAUAAACAGUAGCGACUCCUGAAUCGAAUUUUAAAAAACUUAAAACUUGAAACCUGGUCAUAAAUAUAAGCACCAAUCCUGUGAAUUGGCCAUAUUUUUACUGUUACUUGUAGCACAAUACUACUCUUAAUGUCAUAUUUUAUAAAUUGCUUCCUGGUCAUUGACCGUAUUAAAGAUAUUUGAUUUGAUUUGAUUUGAUAUUCGAUGUUCCUUCAGAUAAUGCUGUGUGUUGCAGGUAACUUGGUACUCAGCCAGCUCUGAGCGUGUUUGCCUUGUGCUAAUAAUCUGACCUUAGCACUGUAUUUUUCCCCUUAACUGAAUAGUUUCUCUUUUAGCUGUGCUUCAGCUCUGUGAAACCACUGUAGAGUAUUCUCACUAGUGUUCUAGUUUUACCUGACCAAGAUACAAAUCCAUAGCUCACUCAUCGGCAUUGUACUUUUUAUUGAAAGAGGUACCAGACAUUUGCCCCUGGGUGUGAAUACUGGCAUUCAUUGCUAAACAUGUUUACUCAAAUUCAAGCUGGGUGUGAAACUGUCUUCUACAGAACUGUCUUCUCCGGCUGCCGCGCCGCCGGAGCACGAUUUCUGUUCUCAUCCUGAAGCAAAGUACUUAACCCGAGGUAAUAUUUCUGGGUUAGUGGAGUCUGUAACCUGAAGCGUAUGUAAGCCGAGGUACCACUGUACUGAGUUGGACCAGCAGUUCAUCUCACCCAGUACUUCUUACUCUGACAGGCAGUUGCUCCUCAGACCACGUUAUUGUGGUCGGGUGGGAUUCCAACAAGUCUUUGUGUGCACAGAAUGAGGUCCACUCGCCCAGCCGGCCUUUCCCUGCCCGCGGGCCUUAGGUUGCCAAUCCCUGGUGUAGAUGCAUUUAUGAGAUUUCUUUAUCAGUAACUGCAGAAAUUUUAUCUUAUUAACUAUAAGAUUUUAUCAGUGUAUUUACUUUGAAUCUGCAAAUGAACAAAAGUUCUGAAGUACAGUAAAUACGAAUUCUUCCUCAGUUCUUAAAUAAUGGAUUGUUUCCAGUGUUCACCAUGUCCAAUGGGUCUACUAUGAGUAAAACUUUGUUACAACCCAAUACAUGUAUUUUGGCUUUCCAAUCUUUCUGGACCUGUUGGCACAUCUGUAAAGUGGAUUAAUUGUUGUGUUGUUACACACACCCUACGACAAAGCACAUUUUGUAAACUAUCGUGCACUUAGGGUUGUCAUAUCGAUGACCACUGGAUUCUAACCUUAGCUGAGAACUCAAAUGAUGAAUUGAGUUAUGAUGAAUUUGCGUAGCUGGCAAAUUGUGUUUUCAAGCUGCUCUUGUUCUCUAUCCUCACAGCACUCAACAUUGUAAGCUCAGUCCUGUUUGAAAGCUCUGAAUCUGUCUUCAGGGAGCAGGACCUUUGGGAGGCUGAGCGAUGGCCCUAAUUGUAGUCUGUCAAUUUGAAAAUAAAACACAUUUAAAAGGGGUAUAGGAUGUUGAUUCUCAUCCCAGGCUUCCCCAGCUGACUCCUCUGCAUCUCCUUACUUCAUUCUCUGGACUGCUUUUGCUCCUACAAAUUUCUGUGCUGCAUGUGAAGCCUGCAUGUGAAGUUCUACUUCUGGUGGGCUAUGUGUACAGAUGUGCAUUGUUGCACUAUGACAGCCUUCACUAACCUUGUGCCUUCCAGGUGCUUGGAUGGGGGGUUGUGGUCCAAACUUGUCAUGGCACCAGGUUGGCAAAGGCUGUAGCAUCAGAAGGAAAUGUUGCCAGUGAUGGGAUGCUGAAACCACAGGAGGAAGAAACAUGUGCCUACUCCACAAUUUAACCAGUGCCCUGCAUAUAUCUCAUACAGUUCAUUCCCAUCUUCAAUCACAGAUAUGAUUUCUUACAUCUUUUAUCAUCUCCCCAGCAUCAUGUUCCACCAACUUUGUGUCAGAGACUGGUCAGAGGAGGAUGUUGGAGACCGCCUCUCUAGCUUGACCCUUCCAGGGAGGAGGAAGAGGAAGACAGUAUAGAUUUACAACAGGGGUUUGAAGGAGGUCACAGCUCAGAGGCAGAUGAGGGGGAAAGCUGGGAAAUCAUGGGAGAGACAGAACAACACUCAGCUGACAGGUUGUUAUUAGAAAGCAUCCCAGACCUUCCAUCUCCCAGAAGCUGGUGAGCCUUAAAAGUAGGAGAGCAAAGAGCUCAAAGACAGAGGGCACAUAGCAGCACCUGUAGGAGAGACAAUGAGAAUGGUGAAUGAGGAAGUGGGAGAGACGAUGGGUGGGGUGGAGAUUCACUCGGGACAGUGCCAUUAUCCAAGAGGCUGGGUGCUAUAGCCUCUCUCUGUAAAUACUGAAUAAAAAGCGGACAGUAAGAAACAUUCCCUUGUCUUUAUAUGUUCCUGGGCAAGCAGCCGGAAGUCGCUGGCAGCAGCUUGACACCUUGCUCAGAAAAUUGAUAUCAUUCCUCAUAGACUUUUCUCUUAAGUACUCCUUUGUAUCAUUACUACUUCGUUUACAAAUUCCUUGACUUGAUGUCCUAAACAAAAUAGACUUGAAAGACUCCAUGUUAGGUCUUGAAAGGCAGUGUAAAGGGGGGUGGGGAAUACCCAUCAAUGCAAAUUCCAAAAUAAUUGUUUAUGGAAUCCCAUUUUGGGACAUAUUCAGUUUGUCGUGCAUAAUGAAUCUUCUUAUCUCCAUGUAUCAAGCUGUUGUAAAGUUGUAAAGAUCAUUAGGAGAGGUGCUUCUUGAGGUUCCACAGCGCAUUGUGCAGUAACAGUGGGACACAUAUAGUCCUUUCCCUUUGGUGCCAACUUAAAAUUGUUUCCCCUGGCAUUUACAUGAUGUAAAUUCUGGAACUGCCCACAUUUUAAAAGGUUUUUCAUAUCUCCUCUCAGUCUCCUCUUCUCCAGGCUAAACAUACCCAGCUCCCUCAACCGUUCCUCAUUAAGCUUGGUUUCCAGACCCUUAAUCAUCUUGGUUGCCCUCCUCUGUACGCUUGGAUAAACUCAGGAUUACAUUGAUAAAAAGCAACCAGUGCAUUCCAUCAGGAUUUCUUGUUGGUUAUGAAGUUUAAAAAACUUUAGCAAUGUUAUUAACUCAGGUCACAUGGCCACUCUUUUCUUGAGUAAAAAAAAGCCUUUGAGCCUUUGAUGUGAAUAUACCCAUUUAAGUGUUCACACAAGCAACAAGCACCCCAAUCUUCCCUCCAUGGGUGGGGAAGCAAUUAAUCACCUCCUCCCACCCCCAUGUUGCUGUUGCAAUCUGUUUAACAGCUCCCUGCCUGGUUUUCCUAAAAUUCCUCCCCACAAGAGUCUGGAAGGUUGUCAUGCACUUCUGCCUCCUUCUCUGCCUUCUCCUCAGUUGGUAACGUACGAGACUCUUAAUCUCAGGGCUGUGGGUUUGAGCCCCACGCUGAGCAAAAGAUUCCUGCCUGCAUUGUAGGAGGCUGGACUAGAUGACCCUUGUGGUCCCUUCCAACUCUGCAAUUCUAUGAUUCCCCUGUAAUUUUAGUACUGUAUAGCAACAAUAGGCUACAUUGCAGGGCGGUAGUAGCCCAUGCUUCCUCAGGCACAGUACUCCCUCUGCAACAUGGAUAUUGCUUGUGUGAUAAAUUUCUUUCCAGCACUUGCCAGUUACAGCUCUGACUUCACUCAUUGGCUAAAAUCACUAAAAUGUAGGAGCAGGCUCAAAUCUCCCAAAACAAUUUCUUUGAAUGGUGUCUGUGUGCUUUGCUUUAAAGCUUUCAUUCUACAAGGGCUAAAGGGCUUGCACAGUGUGUGUGUGUGUGUGUGUGUGUGUGUGUGUGCUGAUGUCUCUGCAUGAUACCUUCCAACUGGGCAAUUAGCUGUUGGAGAGGAGAAGCCCUUGCUGGCAGUGACUGCCCAAAGGUUCUUGCCAAGGUACGUGACUUUUUAGAGCCUUCUGUCACAGAAGGAUGACGUGUAGUUGCUCCCAUCUUGUUUGUAUGGAUUAAAAUCACUGCAGAGGGCUCCGAGGGUGAGAGGCGUAGCUGGCAGGGAUGCAGAACCACUUGUCCUCAUAUUGUUGGACUCCCAACUCCCAGGAUGGCUAGUGGUCAGGGAGCUGGAUACCAUCUUAACAGAGAUGCCUAAGAAAGAUAAAAUCAUCCUCCUGGGUGAUUUUAAUGCAAGAGUUGAGUGAGAUUUUGAUCUGUGGCCCGGAAAUAUUGGGAAAGAAGGAAUUGGCAACAGCAACCAGAACAGAAUCCUACUUUUAACUCUUAAGACCGUAUUCAUGGAAGACGCCUCUCAAAAGUAGGUGAUGAUACAAAAAGAUAUAAGAUGCAUCUAGGUACAGUGGUACCUCUGGUUACGAACUUCAUUUGUUCCAGAGGACCGUUCUUAACUUGAAACCGUUCUUAACCUGAGGUACCACUUUUACUAAUGGGUCCUCCUGCUGCUGCUGCUGCACUGCUGCUGUGCGAUUUCUGUUCUCAUCCUGGGGCAAAGUUCUUAAGCUGAGGUACUACUUCCAGGUUAGCAGAGUCUGUAACCCGAAGUGUUUGUAACCUGAGGUACCACUGUAUUCCAUGCCUACAGCAAGGAGAUAUUGCACUUGCAUCUUCGUUCCAGGUGAGUGUCCCUGAUGCAGCCCUCUUGAGCUUGGAGAUAAAGAGGGAUAUGUAGAAAUGAGCUUUCAUAGGCGUAUGGUGCUUGGAGUGUCUUGUAUGCACAGUGGAACAUAAAUAAGCAGCCUCUUUCCCCCUGCCUCUUGGAACUAUGCUCAUCAGAAACUGUUGAAGAGGGAGGCAUCAUGUGCGCACAUUUCUGGCACGUCUUCCCUGUUACAAGUGUGUUAACAGUGGCUACCCAUCCUGUUUGCACAUGUCUGCAGAGCUUGUUGCAACAAUUAAUUAAUAUUUGUUGCAGUAAUUAAGACCUACCUUUGGCAGUGUAUGUGAUGUAGCAAUAAAUGAUGUUCAAAGAUGUUUGUCACAGUGCCAAUGAUACAGUACGUUUUGUGGAGGACUUGGAACUAAUUGCUGAGGGCACUGCAUUUCUGACUGUUGUGAAAGACGACCUUCAAUACCCAGAGAAGAGUUUGAAUUUGAUAUCCCGCUUUAUCACUACCCUAAAGAGUCUCAAAGCGGCUAACACUCUCCUUUCCCUUCCUCCCCCACAACAAACACUCUGUGAGGUGAGUGGGGCUGAGAGACUUCAGAGAAGUGUGACUAGCCCAAGGUCACCCAGCAGCUGCAUGUAGAGGAGCGGGGAAUUGAAAUUAUAGAAUAAUUUUUAUUAAGAAUUUCAGCAUAACAAUUUAUCAAAGACAUAUCAUCCUAAUUUCCCCCCUAAUUUCCCCUCCCCAGGAAAAACCCACCCUCCCACCCCCGCCCGGACUUCCCUCAGCUCCUCUCUCUGGUUUUUCAGCACAUGUUAUUCUCUGCAUAUUAUAAAAUUGUAAAGAUCCUUAACUUAUCUGUCUAUAUGUUACCAAUAAUAAAUUUGUGUUUGUUUAUUCAAAACCUGCCAAGGAGUCCAGUUCAUUUUGUUGUUUCUUUAAGUACUUUGUAAAAGGUUCCCAUUCUUCUUUAAAGUCACAGUUGUCCUUAUCAUGCAGUUUGUGUGGCAAUUCCGCCAGUUCCACAUAGUCUAUCAAUUUCCCUUGCCACAGUUCUUUUGUCAGGAUUUCUUCAUUCUUCCAUCCUUGUGUUAUUAAGACUCUUGCCACCAUUGUCGCAUACAUGAAUAUGUUCUUCAAUUUCCUUGGCAGGUCUUUUCCUACAAACCCUAACAAAAAUGCUUCAGGCUUUUUUACAAAUGUUAAUUGGAACAUUUUCUUCAAUUCAUUGUAUAUCAUUUCCCAAAUUUUUAAAAUUUCGCUACAAUCCCACCACAUAUGAUAAAAAGUCCCUUCUUUUUUCUUACAUUUCCAACAUAUAUUUGAGCCAGUUUUGUACAUUCUUGCUAUCUGUACUGGUGUUAUAUACCAUCUAUACAUCAUUUUCAUAUACGGUGGUAUCUCGGGUUAAGUACUUAAUUCGUUCCGGAGGACCGUUCUUAACUUGAAACUGUUCUUAACCUGAAGCACCACUUUAGCUAAUGGGGCCUCCUUCUGCUGCCGCGCCGUCGGAGCACGAUUUCUGUUCUCAUCCUGAAGCAAAGUUCUUAACCCGAGGUACUAUUUCUGGGUUAGCGGAGUCUGUAACCUGAAGCGUAUGUAACCUGAAGCGUAUGUAACCCAAGGUACCACUGUAUACUUAAGGUGUUCUCUUUUCUAUUCCUUCCUUCCUUCAAAUUUUAUUUUAUUUUAUUUUCUUUCAGUAAAGAACAGUCUGUAAAUUUUAAAUCAAUUUUCCACAAUCUUUCCCAAUCUUCAAACAUUAUGUUAUGGCCUAUAUCUUGUGUCCAUUUAAUCAUGACUGAUUUCACCUCCUCAUCUUUUGUUUCCCAUUCUAGCAGAAUACUGUAUGUGCCUUUCAGCAACUUUACUUUCACUUCCACAACUUCCUUCUGAAAUCUAGAUGUCGUAUAACUGAAUCCUUUCUUGUUAUCUUCUCUGUAUAUCUUGUGUAGUUGCCAAUAAUGUAACCAACUCUGAAAAUGAUCUCUUAAUUUCCAUUUUCCUUCUUGAUCCUUUAACAAGUCAGCAUACGUAAGCCACUUUCCUUUCUUUCCAAGUGGUUUGAGCAGUAAAGCUUUGUGUGGUGAAAGCCACCAAGGAGUCUUCUGUUCUAAUAGAUCUUUAUAUCACUCCCAUACUCUCAUUAGUGAUUUCUUAAUUAUGUGAUUAUAAAAACUUUUAUGUACUUUCCCUUUCCCAUGCCAUAGAUAUGCGUGCCAACCAAAUCUAUUGUCAUGUCCUUCCAGUUCUAAUGCUUCUUGCUUUUCCAACUUCAUCCAGUCCCUAAUCCAUACCAAACAUGCAGCUUCAUAAUAUAAUUUAAAGUCUGGGAGGGCAAAACUGCCUCUAUCUUUUCAGCCUGUAGAAUAAGCUUUGCCUAUUAGGAGUCCAAUGUGGUGUGCUGGUCCUGGGGGGAAGGUUACCGUUGGCAUAGUCAAAGUCCGGUCCUGGGUCACUGGUCUGGAAACAGUUCACAAGGAGUGAGGCGAGGUCCGAAGCAGGAAGCCGGGCGGGGACAGGAUCACUGGAAGGUCAGGUCUGGGUCCGGGCAAGAGCAGGUACUCAACGACGUUGCUCCCGCAACCUGGGACCGGGCUGACUGGCCUUUAUCUUCUCUGAGGCCAGGGGCGGUCCCGGCCCCCAGGAGACCCGCCUCUCCUGGCCUUAAGGCGAGCACUCCUCCUGGGAGAAACCAGUUCCCUUCGCCUCUCUGCCCUGAGCCUCUGCAGUUCAGGAGAGGCUGAAGGGUUACCGGACCCAGGGGGAGACUCACCUGUAGGCACUGAGUGCUCAACCACCUCCGGAGCCAGAGUGGAUUCACCUGGUGCCUGCUCCUGAGGAUCUGGCACAGGUGCAGGCGCUUCAGAAUCAAGGCCCUGCCCCAGUUCAGCCGGCCCUGGAGGCGGGGACUCCUGUGCAGGCUGGGAUUCCUCCGGUUCAGCCUCUGAAUCGGAUUCCCAGGCCAUCACAUGUGGCUUGCAAGGCCAUUUCUGGAUUCAGGAAGGGCUUUGCAUGAAAACUCCCUGCUUUGUUUUAGCAAGGGAUUCCAAUGCAAACCCCUUCCUGAUUUAGGAGAUGGUUGGCACUGGAAUCUUACUGAAAGGAAGGGCAUUCAAACAACUCAGUGCUACCCUUUGAACCUCCAAAAUCUGGAAGUUUUCAAACGAAAUGAGACAGUUUUCAAGCAGCCCAGUAUGAACCUGUAUGAAACUUUGGUUUGCAAAGCUCAUCACUGUGGUUUGUGGUUCUGAAAUCACUUUUUGAAAGCACAGCAUCACCUGGUAUGAUCUCAAUGACAGGUGGUGAGCGUUAGGUGUAAUGAGCAGUAACCAAGCCCAUCUUUUCAUCUUAAGCGAUCUGUAUUUAAUGAAUCUUGUGAUGCCAUAACCAGGGAUUUAACAACCGGUAAGUACAGUAUGCUCCAGGGAUGGUGUUUUUGAUUUUUCAAAAGGGCAUGCUAUCAGAGGACUCAGUUAGACUGAUAGAGAAAAAGCAAUUUAUAUGUGUUGUAUGUGCAAUGUAACAUUUUGCCACCAGAUGACGACGUGGAGUCCUGUUUUUCUCUACCUGUUUUAAAUUUACAAUGCUUUAAACUAAAACGCUUCUUUGAUGUGUCUACAUCCAGCCAGAGUUUAGUGAUCUAGUGUAUUUUUAUUGUUUACUUGAUAUUUACUGUUUGAUGAUUGGGGUCCCACACUUGGAGGAGAAAACAGUUUAUUGUGGGGUGCAAGAAGCUCAGACCACACCCAAACAUGUGAAAGGAAACAGUUAUAGCUUCACAGAACACAGAAAGAUUCAAUACCUCCAAUUAUAGCAUUCUAGUAUACGUGACCUUUAUAUCAUAAGGCACCAAUCAUGCCAGCUCCUGAGGGAUGCACAUUGUGAUCAACAUGCUCUUGCGUGAUCAAUUUGUAGGCAGCUGCACUUUGAUACUCCUUAUUUUGUCAUACAUUGCUUAAGCAAGCAUUGCCCAAAUUGUCAUCCUAGUUUCCAGUAAUAUAGCAAGCCCAAUAGUUCACAUAGCAAGUUCUUCACUUAUCAAGCUGGUGGUUUAAGCAGAACCUCAGGCAUUCCUGGUACAUUCCUACACACUUACUUAGAGCUCAGCAAAACCAAGCUAAAGGGGAUUUCAUCAAUAAAAAGGAUUUUUAUUUUUCAUUGAUUAAUAUGAAUGUUCCCUUCCCUAGUUUGGCUGGAAUUUUGUUCAAGAUAUGCCCAAAUACAAUUGCUGAAUGAUUGUUUAAUGAGAGGAAUGUCAAGAAGAACCAUCUAACUGCAAUUCUGCAGAAACAAAUUUGUUUUUGUUUUCAGAAAAACUUAUUUCUAUGCAUUGUACACUCGUGUUGUCACAGUUGAAUGUCUUGUGUGCACCGUCUCUGCCGUCUUGCUCUCACUUGGCUGGUGAACUGGUGCCUGGGCUGUACCACUUGAGGGUGCAGGGGGCAAGCGGUGCAUGGAUGGUUGAAUCAUGCAGAUGUCCGGCAGAUGGCCAGACUAGAAUCCUUCUCCCUAGCGCCUCCUUUUUGUAGUAUUUGGGUAAAGGGACCCCUGACCAUUAGGUCCAAUCGUGGCCGACUCUGGGGUUGCGGCGCUCAUCUCACUUUAUUGGCCGAGGGAGCCGGCGUACACAUUACAGGUCAUGUGGCCAGCAUGACUAAGCCGCUUCUGGUGAACCACAGCAGCGCACAGAAACGGCGUGUACCUUUGCACCAGAGCGGUACCUAUUUAUCUACUUGCACUUUGACUGCUUUCGAACUGCUAGGUUGGCAGGAAGUAAUUUGGGUAGAUACCGUAUUUUUCGCCCUAUAGGACGCACUUUUUCCCCUCCAAAAAUGAAGGGGAAAUGUGUGUGCGUCCUAUGGGGCGAAUGCGGGCUUUCACUGAAGCCUGGAGAGCGCCAGGGGUCGGUGCGCACCGACCCUCUCGCUCUCCAGGCUUCAGGAGAGCCCCAGCGCCAGCCCUACAAGGUCGGGGGACAGAGGGAGGCGGAACGCUGCCAUCCCGCUGUCUCCCGAAGUGGUUUGGAGGCUGGCGGCGGGGUCUGGCGGCCAGCCCCGCAAGAUCCGGGGACAGCUGGGAGACGCAGCGCGUCUUCCUGCUGUCCCCGGACCUGAUCUGAAGGCGGGCGGUGGGGAGAAGAGCGCUUCUCCCCGCUGCCUGCCCCACAAGCUCUGGGGACAGCUGGGAGGCGCAGUGCGUCUCCACGCUGUCCCCGGACCUGAUCUCAAGGCGGGCGGCAGGAGAAGAGUGCUUCUCCCCGCUGCCUGCCCCACAGCUCCGGGGACAGCUGGGAGGCGCAGCGCGUCUCCCGCUGUCCCGGACCCGAUCUCACGGCGGGCGGUGGGGAGAAGAGCGCUUCUCCCCGCUGCCUGCCCCACAAGCUCUGGGGACAGCUGGGAGGCGCAGUGCGUCUCCACGCUGUCCCCGGACCUGAUCUCAAGGCGGGCGGCAGGGAGAAGAGUGCUUCUCCCCGCUGCCUGCCCCACAAGCUCCGGGGACAGCUGGGAGGCGCAGCGCGUCUCCCCGCUGUCCCCGGACCUGAUCUCAAGGCGGGCGGCAGGGAGAAGAGCGCUUCUCCCUGCUGCCUGCCCCACAAGCUCCGGGGACAGCUGGGAGACGCAGCGCGUCUUCCUGCUGUCCCCGGACCUGAUCUGAAGGCAGGCGGCCUUCCCCGCUGCUUGCCCCGCAAGCUCCGGGGACAGCUGGGAGGCGCAGCGCGUCUUCCUGCUGUGCCUGGACCUGAUCUCAAGGCGGGCGGCGGGGAGAAGACCGCUUCUCCCUGCUGCCGGCCCCACAAGCGCCGGGGGGGGGAAUAAAUUUUUUUUUCUUUAUUUCCCCCCAAAAAAACUUGAUGCGUCCUAUGGGCCGGUGCGUCCUAUGGGGCAAAAAAUACGGUAAGUUUAAAUGAUCUGCCCCGAUUAACUAUGGUUUUAAUGCACUCUAGGAAGUGAAGCCUUGGAAAUUGGAAUAGGUUGUUUUUCCUUUUGGUCAGUAGCGGACAACUAAUACAGGUACAUCUGGGCAGGGGAAUAAGUGAAAGUUUUGAGGGCUAGUAACUUUUGUGGACUUAUUUGCAGCACUGAUAUUAAAAUACUUUAAAUUUCCAGUUUGCAUACUUUUCCUGUUUUGCCUUUCAUACCUGCGGACAACUUAUAUUUAUUUAUAUAUUGUAUUUAUGAUUGAAAAUACAGCAAUGAUUUGUUUUUUUCCUCUUAGGUCAUGUUGACAUUGUUGACACUCGAAAGAUGCAGCUUUUGGUGGAGGCUGAGGUAAACUUAUCUGAAUUGUAGUUAAUAUGAGUUGACAAGGAGGAAUCCCUAGACAGCAAAAGAAACCUCCCAUUUGUGACAGAUCUAUGCAUAGUAUGGGCCUGUUAGAAAUCCUAAAUCCUGUAAAUUGGGAGUCACUGAAACUGGGACUGCUGAAAGAUUUCCUCAAAUGCAAAAAUUAUAAACAAUGCUCACUUUCCUGUGAGCUCUUAUAAACUGGAGACUAAAAGAGUAUGUUUUGCAUACGGUUGGUAUUUGACUAGUAAAACAAAAACAAAACAAAAAGCUCUUGCAGAACAAGUCAGUUUUCUGGUCAGAUUUCUGUCAGAUAUGUUGAGUGAGUUUAUUUGUAAGCAAGAUGGGAGGCAGCUAGGCUAACUAUGAUUUUCUUAGAAAGGCCCUGCAGUUGGCGACUUUGCUUCCUCAUUCUUGGGGAGCUGCUGAUAGGUGGCUUAAACCAGGAAUGGGGAACCAGAUAUUGCUGGACUAGGAAGUCCUAUCAGCGCUGACCAUUGUCCUCACUGCCCGUGACUUUGACUGGGGUCCAAGAAUAUGUCGUCAGUUGUCAGGAAAUGAGACAUGUUCAUGAUUUGUUGUUAGCAUGGUGUUAGGAAGUCAGCCUUGCAUUUGAAGGUAAAGAGUAACAUGCCAUUUUAGCAGGCAAAUUCCAGGCAAUACUUAACAAUUACAGUGGUACCUCAGGUUAAGUACUUAAUUCGUUCCGGAGGUCUGUUCUUAACCUGAAACUGUUCUUAACCCGAGGCACCACUCUAGCUAAUGGGGCCUCCUGCUGCUGCUGCGCCGCUGGAGCCCGAUUUCUGUUCUUAUCCUGAAGCAAAGUUCUUAACCUGAAGCACUAUUUCUGGGUUAGCGGAGUGUGUAACCUGAAGUGUAUGUAACCCGAGGUACCACUGUAUACUUAAGGUGUUCUCUUUUUUAUUCCUUCCUCCCUCCAAAUUUUAUCAGCAAAUGAAGCCAGCUUUCAUGCAGCGGAUCGACAACCACUUUACAGAAUUUGUAAAUGGCUUGAUUGCAAAGUCUGUGCAGCUUGAGACUUCGCCCCCUGCCUUCUCAGCUGUGUGCUCAGAGAAAGACGGUGGCUUCAAAAGCAAGUAUGUUGGUUCUUGGCUGAGCCUGAAGCAGAGUUGAUAUGUUGAUUUGUUGCUGAAUAUUUGUUCUUUUCACAGGGAAUUAAGAGCACCUCCAGAACAUGGAAAAGUUUUUGUUGCUAGAAAGUCUGCCUUUGAGUGAGUAUAUUAAUUAGAUUUUAUAUUUUACUAGAGCCCUUGCUAAAGUUAAAGUUGCCUUGAUCCGGUGGGUGGCUUAUCUGCACAUCUUGCUUCUCCCUCCCAGUAGAUCACUUCUCCCUCCCAGUAGAUCCCUCCCAGUAGAUCAUUUUUAUACUGUGUAGACUGAAAGCUGGUAUUCCUAACCUUUAUAAGUGUUCUAGCCAAUUGGCUAUUGCACAUCCCAAUUCUAACUUGGAUGUGGCUGGAUUCUGGAUUCACAGAGGCUGUUCUGUUCUGUAGAAACUGGUCUACAGAAUAGAAUAGGCAUCCCCUAUCUCGGCUCUCCAACUGUUUGGGGACUACAACUCCCAUCAUCCCUAGCUAACAGGAGCAGUGGUCAGGGAUGAUGGGAAUUGUAGUCCCAAAACAGUCCUGUGUUCUCCAGGGCUCCUUUGGAGGCCAGGUGGGAUUAUCAAUUUAAUAAUAAAUGAAUAAUAAGCACUCUAAGCCUGUGAGACCCAAAUAUUUACAUAGCAUGGAGUGGGGAUUACAAAAGGCUUCAGUUGGUGCAAAAUGGCAGAAUGUCUGUGUGAAAUGAGGUCUAGAGCAGCUCUGUGGAGCUUCUGGCCUGCUCAGGCAUCCUAAUUUGACCUGCAAGGCCACCUUCCCCAAACCAGGUCGACCUGUGGGACAGGUAAAGAUGCAGUUCCCUACUGAAAGCAGGUUUGAUGACACCACCAAUCAGCUGAUUGGCAGUGCCAACGAAGUCCUGUGCCUUUGCUUAUGUGGUUUGAUUUCAAACCACGCAGGCACAGGAAACUGGGUUUGCUGGCACAGUUGACCAUUGGUGCCUGCAAAGUCUUGUUCCAGUUUUGAUUUCAAACUGCAUGGGCAAAGGACUUGCCCUGAUGUCAUUAUUGUAGCAAUAAGGGUUGCUCAGGCUAGCGUGAAAAUUAGGAACCAGGGGUCUGGGUUAAGUUGAGGCAUGUCCCUCUCUAGCUUAAAAGGCUAGUGCUGUAAGUUAGCUUCUUAGUGAUGAGGAGAUUGUUAUUUUAGAUCAUGCUUCGAAGUAUUUGAGGGGUGUUGAUUCUACUACAAUAGGUAGAAAGCUGUGGUUUGAUCUGCAAAUUUCUGAACAUUGGCCAUAAAAUAGACCCUGGUGAGAUGUGUUAUGGAAAAAUCUGGGUGCGGGGUUACUCUGCCACCCAGCUCGUCGGACUAAGUCCGCGGGUCCCUGCGGAAGAAAAUGAGCUCAGCCGGAGACAGGAGCAAGUUCCAGGAGGUCCGAGUUUAUUGCGCAACAGGUUCAAGGCGAGAUUGAACCCCGAGAAAGGGGUGACAGGAGUUUUUGAAACUUCCCUCCAUAUCCCAUAAUACAGUGCAAAACACGUCAUGAAUACAUUACAAAGAGGUAGGGUUACACGGGUUACAUCAUGAAUAUAUUACGAAGAGGUUGGGUUACACAGAUUAACAUAUAGAGCAGGGAGGGGGGAAAUAUGCAGAGCUGAAGAUAUGCAUAGAUAAGCACUUCCUGAGUACCGGUGAUGAGAAGACAAUGGUCCGAAUAUGUAAAGUCUGCCACCUGGCAUUGCCCGGAGGAAGGGUCGGGCAGAGCGAUCUGACCGGAUUAGGGUCUUCCUGAGUACGUGACUCCUCGCUUAAGGGAUUAUGGAGGUCGAGGAGGUAUCAUGGAGUCCUGAAGAAGCUGAGUUGAUUGACACCAAGACCAAGGAAAUCGGAGCUGUGGUUGAUUUUAUAUGAAUUUUAGAAGUUUUGGUCCACUCUAGCCCAUUCAUACACUAAUAAUUGAAAACGGAAACAAACUGGAAACAUAGUAACAAGAUUUGACACUUUUACGAGCUUAACUGGAUACAUUGUAGCAAGAUUUGACAGUUUUACAGGUUUAUGAGUUUCGAUUCCAUUGUUCUCUCAGCGGGGAGCUGUCAGCAGCUUGUCAAGAGGUUAAAUGAGGCGUGCAGAGGCUCGCUGAGCUGAUCCUGCAGAGUGGAUGCAUGGUUCUGAUUGGUUAAGACGCGGCCAUUGGAACAAACGGGAGCGUAGUUUGACACGGUCAACUCAUGAAAAAGAUGGAGCGAGAGGAGAGAAAGGGGGCUUGAGAGUUUGGGCUUAUUUCGCCCGUGGAAAAGUGGGAAAGGGGUUAUGUGUGGUGCUUGUGCGACAAUGAAGAGGCUGGGGAAGGGGUGUAGAGUGCCGUGGUUGUCCUUGAGGUCGUUGCUUCGGAGGCACGUAGCCAGGGAUAGGGAGGGCACCCCCUAUCCCUGUAUCAGAUGUAAUUAAGGUUGUUUGAUUUAAUUGACCUGGGACUGCAUCUGUUUUAAUGCCGAGUGCUGGAAUUGCCCAUGAGUGCAGGAUAUCUUCUGCUGAGAUUAAAACUCAGAUGGGGGAUUCUCUUGGGACUACAACUCGAUGAUCAACUUCUAGUAGGCGGAAAUUUCCGGGAUGUAGGUCGCAUGCUGGGACUAUGUAGGAGUCAAACAGCAGAUUUUCAUAGUCUGUAUAGUCGUAGCUUCAGUAUCACUGGUGGCCAAUGGCUUUAAUAGUUAAAAGAGGGUUGUUAAUUUCAUCUAUUAAAUAAAGGAUUUGGAGGGAGGGGAGUGCAAUUAGGAUUAAAAUUAUUGCGGGGAGGAUAAUUCAGACUAUUUCCACUUCUUGGGCAUCUAUAGUAUUAGUGUGAGUUUUGUUGAUAAUAUAAGACUAAUAAUAUAUAGUACCAAGGCACUGAUUAAAACAACAAUUAUUAAUGCAUGGUCAUGGAAGUGAAGAAGUUCUUAUAUAAUGGGGGAGGCUGCAUUUUGGAAGCCUAGUUGUGCUGGGUGUGCCACAUAGGCUUAAUUGACCUAUAAUUUAGCACUGACAGAGCUAUGUAAUUUAUUUACUAGGACCUCAUAAGGAGAGAAACUUAAGAGGCUGUGUGACUGGCUUGAAAGUGGUUAGAGGUGGUUCAAGUCCCCCAUUCCCUUGAGGUUUGUACAUAGGUUGAUUCUUCGUGGGUAUGAUAUGGGGGCGGGCAGCCGAGAAGUCAUUCCAAGUUUGUGUUUGUUAAUUCGAGGGUAAGUACUUAAUGUUUAGCUGCCAGAGCUUCGCAGAUAAAUAUUAUUAUAAUUACUGCUGUCAGUGAAAUUAAGGAGCCAACUGAUGAAAUAGUAUUGCAGAGGUGUAUGCGUCUGGAUAGUCGGAGUAACGUCGGGGCAUGCCCGCUAAUCCGAGGAAAUGUUGUGGAAAGAAUGUUAUGUUGACUUCGGUAAAUAUUACGCCAAAUUGAAUUUUUGUUCAUGAGGAAUGCAAAGCAUAACUUGUAAAGAGCAGAAAUCAGUGGACAAAUCCACCUAUAAUUGCAAAUGCAGCUCCUAUUGAUAGGACAUAAUGGAAAUGGGCAACUACAUAGUAGGCAUCAUGAAGAAUAACAUCUAAUGAGGAGUUGGCUAAAAUAAUACCUGUAAGGCCGCCUACCGUAAAUAAAAAAAUGAAUCCCAGGGCCCAAAAUAUAGCGGCAUCCCAUUUAAUUAUUCCGCCAUGAAGGGUUGCGAGUCAACUAAAAACUUUUACUCCAGUAGGAAUGGCAAUAAUUAUUGUGGCUGAGGUAAAAUAGGCUCGGGUGUCAAUGUCCAUACCUACGGGAAAUAUGUGGUGGGCCCACAGAAUGAAGCCUAGAAAGCCAAUUGAUAUUAUGGCUCACACUAUACAUAUGUAGCCGAAUGGUUCUUUUUUCCUGCAUAGUAUGUGGCGAUAUGGGAAAUUAUGCCAAAGCCAGGGAGAAUGAGGAUGUAUACUUCUGGAUGACCAAAAAAUCAAAAUAGGUGUUGGCAGAGAAUUGGGUAUCCUCCUCCUGCUGGGUCAAAAAACGAUGUGUUUAGGUUUUGAUCUGUUAGUAGCAUUGUAAUUCCUGCGGCCAAAACGGGAAGCUUAGUAUAAGUUAAGCGCAUGUAAAAUAUUAGGCUUAGUAAAGUGGUUAAGGCCAGGGUAGUUGCUAGAGGGAUGAGGUGGUUGGUAGUUAAUUCUUCAAGAAUUAAUCAUUUAGGUAAGAAGCCAGUUAAUAGGGCGAGUCUCCCUAAUGCUAUAAGGGUAAUUAUUGUGAUGGUGGAGAGUGUUGGAGAGAUUACUCAUAUUGUUCCAAAAUCUUUGGCGGUUUUUGCAGUUGAAGUGAUGAAAAUUAGGAACAUGGAGGUAGUUAUUAAUGGAUAAAUUAUUAAGGUUAGAAGAAGUUGUUUCUGGCAGAUAGGGGAGAUGGCAGCUAUUCAGCCUAGGAGUCCGAUUGACGAAAAUGCUAUGAUUUUUCGUAGUUGGGUUUGAUUUAGUGCAGAUCAUCCUCCAGUUAAGGUAGAGAAAAUAGCUAGUAGUAAUAAAAUUGUUGUUGUGAGUUGAUUAGAAGUUAUAUAUAGUAGAGAUAUUGGUGGUAAUUUUUGUCAUGUUGCAAUAAUUAGAGCAGUUGUUAUGCCUUGUAUGACUUCUGGGAGUCAGAAGUGUAUUGGAACCAGGCCCAAUUUUAUGGCUAGGGCAAUUGUUAAUAUAGUGGGGGUUGGUUGCAUGGUGAGUUGAGUAAUAUCUCAAAGUCCAGUGUGCUGCAUUAAGAAUGCUUGAAAAUAAAAUGAUGGAUGAGGCCAUUGCUUGAUUGAUAAAAUAUUUUGUUGCGGCUCCAGUGGCUCGUGGAUGAUGUUGUUUGGCCAGGAUUGGGAUAACGGCUAGGGUGUUUAAUUCUAGUCCAGUUCAGGCUAGAAAUCAAUGGUAGCUCCGAGGGCCAAGCUAGAAAUUAAAAUGGAUAAGAUGUAGGGGCUCAUUAGUAAAGGAAGGGUUUAACCAACAUUUUUUGGGUAUGGGCCCAAGAGCUUUGUUAGCUGACUUUACUAGAAGGUAGUAUAGUGGGAGCAGAGGGUUUUGGAGUCUCAGGUGUGGGUUCGAAUCCCAUUCUUCUAGAGGAGGUGAGGGAUUAUAAAUCCCUGUGAUUUACUCUAUCAAAGUAAUCCCUAAUUUCUCCGGCACACAUCUUGGUAACAGUUAUUAAUUUAGUGGCGGGAACCCUGAUAGUGAGAUUGGAAGUGAGAUAUACCACAAGUAUAGUGCUAGUGUGGCAGGGAGAAAUUGUUUUCAUAGGAGUGUCAGCAUCGCCCUUGAGCCAGUGCCACCAACUGGACUCAUCGACUUCAGCCCCGACUGGGCUAGGCGAGCUGGGUAGCACUUCCAGAGACCACCUUCUGCACAGGAACAGGUCAAAGUGCUGUGGACUCACAGCUUAGAGUUGUGAGCACCGGAUUCACUCCAACAAGAAGACAGUCGUCACACAGGGAGUACAGCAGAGUCUAGCAGAGGAUAUAAACAACUCGGAGAGCAGCUCUGUAGAAUAGCUUCUUUAUUCUAUAACUACAACUAUACAAACUAUAUACAGAGCUUAAUAGGUCUAAGCAUAAAUAAAUGCUGCACUGCACUGAGUGUAUGCAGCUGCUCUUAGCAGCAACCUUAUCUCUACACACGAUCUCUAACACUCAGUCUCUCUCUCUCUCCCCGACACUGACUGACUGACUCUGGUGCUGGAGCAGAAUACAGUGGUGCCUCGCAAGACGAAAAGAAUCCGUUCCGCGAGUCUCUUCGUCUUGCGGGUUUUUUCGUCUUGCGAAGCAAGCCCAUUAGAGGUUUAGCGGCUUAGCGCUACAGUAUUAGCGGCUUAGCCGGCUUAAAGAUCAGCUGAUAAGCGGCUAAGGAUCAGCUGAUAAGCGGCUUAGCAUCAGCUGUUAAGCGGCUUAAAGAUCAGCUGAUAAGCGGCUUAGCGAUCAGCUGAUAAGCGGCUUAGCCAUCAGCUGAUAAGCGGUUUAGCGGCUUGGGAAAAAGGGGGGGAAAAGGAAAAAACCCCCGCAGGAACUCGCAAGACAUUUUCGUCUUGCGAAGCAAGCACAUAGGAAAUUUGUUUUGCGAAGCACCUCCAAAACGGAAAACCCUUUCGUCUAGCGGGUUUUCCGUCUUGCGAGGCAUUCGUCUUGCGGGGCACCACUGUAAGUGGAGAGCAGAACACGCCUCCUCCUCUCUGGAGAAUCAGCAGACUCCUCAGGAGAUUCUUGGAUAUGGGAGGGGUGAAAUCUCCUCAAGGAGGUGUAUUAAUUGAUCAUAACAAAAUUGUGGGUAAGCGGCUCGAGCCCAUAAGAAUCCAGUGGUCAGUAGGGUAGUUUUUGCUAUUAGGUUAAAUGUAAAUAAUUCUGUUUCUGUGGUUAUGGUAAGUAAAGGUAAAGGGACCCCUGACCAUUAGGUCCAGUCGUGACCGACUCUGGGGUUGCGGUGCUCAUCUCGCUUUAUUGACCGAGGGAGCCGGCGAACAGCUUCCGGGUUAUGUGGCCAGCAUGACUAAGCCGCUUCUGGCGAACCAGAGCAGCACACGGAAACGCCGUUUACCUUCCCGCCAGAGCGGUACCUAUUUAUCUACUUGCACUUUGACGUGCUUUCGAACUGCUAGGUUGGCAGGAGCAGGGACUGAGCAACGGGCGCUCACCCCGUCGCGGGGAUUCAAACCGCUGACCUUCUGAUCAGCAAGUCCUAGGAUCUGUGGUUUAACCCACAGCGCCACCCAAGUCCCUGUGGUUAUGGUAGGGCUAAAGAAUAAAAUACAUGAGAGUGUGUUUAUCAUCGAAAUGUUUAUGUAUUCGGCUAGGAAGAAAAGUGCAAACGGUCCUGCUGCAUAUUCAACAUUAAACCCUGAGACAAGUUCAGAUUCCCCCCUCAGUUAAAUCAAAUGGUGCGCGAUUUGUUUCUGCUAGGGUUGAUACGAAUCAUAUUAUUGCAAGGGGUUAUGUGGGUAGGAUUAGUCAAAUGUGUUCUUGCGUAAUGAUAAGGGUGUGUAUUGAGAAGGUGCCAGUCAGUCUAAUAAUUGAAAGUGGAAUAAUGCCCAGGGUAACUUCAUAUGAGAUUGUUUGUGCAAUGGCUCGUAGGGCCCCUAUUAGGGCGUAUUUUGAGUUAGAUGCUCAUCUGGACCAUAAGAUUGUGUAGACUAUUAUGCUUAAGAGGGCAAGAAGAAAUAGAAGGCCUAAGUUUAUGUCUGCCAGGGGGUGUGGUAUUGGUAUUGGAGUUCAUAUUAUCAAAUUUUAACAAGGGUUUAAACAAAAAAUUGUAGUUGUAGACAUUCUUCAUAAAGUGUAUUGUUGACUGCGAUUAACCGAUAAUUGAUCAGUUUAGUUGAAUCUCGUUUUAGGGGUUUGGUGAGAAAUUUUUUUUGAUUAAACAAGAAAAAUUAUUGGUAGGGGGGUUUGCCAUAAAAAAGUAUAUUUUAUUUUAGUUAAAUUUUAAUGUGUAUGGUAAAAUUUAGUAUUGUAGUUAAUUUAGUUAUUGUAGAAAAAAUGUCAUUAAAAUUUUUGUUUUUUUUGUGAUGAGUAUGGAACACAGAGAGUGGUAUAUAAAAAUCUGUGUUAGAAAUUUUUAGGUAAAAAUUGUUAAAAUUUAGUUAAAAUUUGUUGAAAGUGGCUGGGGAAACUCAGCCAGAUGUAAUGGCUUGGCUCUCCCACAGAAGCGAGACACCGGCAGUAAUUAUCUCAGGUUUAUUGCUCAAACACAUAAAUCACUCUGGAGCUCCUUCACUCCGUGUCUGACUCCAAGUUAGCAGUUGCUGAGUCUAAAUUCCGCCCCUUCCUCUUCUUCCAACAGGGGAAAAAACCCUUCCGCUUCCAUUCUUUUUUCCUCCUCUCACUGACCUCCCGUUGCUCGGUCCCUGCUCCUGCCAACCUAGCCAUGACAGAGAGCUUGCGCAAGGUCCAUUGCACUGUAACUACAGGCUAGAAAUCAGAUCGGUAGGAGCACUUGAGAUGAGGUCUGAAGGGAAAGAGAAAUAAAAAAUACCAGCCGCCGGGAAAACCAGUUAUGCUAUGAGCAAGGGUACGAGGGUAACAAACCCAUUAACCAGAGCCCUUGGAAAAGGUGAGAAAGUGGUGAUGGAGAGUAGGAUGGUCCUGACCUAACAACCAGAGGCCUUGGAAAAAGUGAGAAAGUGGCACAACCUCAAGUUAUGGAUGUGAAACUAGGGAACGGGGCCUUACAUACAGGGGUUGAUGAUUCUCACGUGAGAAGCUAGAUCAAUAAAUAACCAGGUAUAAAAUACACUUCCGUAUUGAAGAGAAAUAUUUCAGGUAAUGUCUGAAUGUAAGAUUAUGGAGGGUAGUGAUUAGUGGAUAUUCAUGAGUUUGUACAGUAAUGCGCGAUAUAUAUAUAUAUAAUGUUCUUAAAUCAGAUAAACAGGAUAUAAUACCUAAAUAAUACUCGUAUGGUAUAAAAUAGCACUGGGACACUGGGACACUCCGCCCUCCUAACGUCAUUUCUCUCACUCAGUCACAGGCCACACAUUGCUUCCAACAUCUCACACACUCAAAACAUUCACUGGAGUGUCCCCACAUGCACAUUCAGAAACCCAUGCACCUCCCCCAAUCCCCUUUUUACCAAAAACCAAACCGGCAGCGCUUCACGACUUCAACCGAGGCCCAGCAGCACCUUUUACUGCUCCUUCUGGGCGAAACCAAAACCAGUGGCACUUCUUCUACCCUACUGGUGGAGCUGAUCAAACUCUCUUUGCUCCCACCUAUCCCUGUGGAGCCUUACCUUUUUCCUCGAGGUACCUUCUUUCGGCCGUUGCUUUUUCUCCGGUCCUUGCAGUGUCUCCACUCAGGAACGGGUGGCAAUUCCUCCCACGAACUUGGCAGGAUGUGCACUGUGCACGGGAACCGCGGACACCGAUCCGAGUUGUUCACAGCAGGGAUGCCUUGGACCCAUGUCCCUUAUCCUCGGGGAAUGUUGUUUUUCCCGGCCAAUGCACCAAGAAAUGUAGCCUUAUGAGGCUUUGCCCUCGGGUGGGAAAAAUAUUGCGCCCGGGAAAGGGAGAUGGGAGUCAACAGACACUCAAGGAAUAGUUUCGGAGAAAAAGCUUUAUUUCUACCAUCCAUGAACUGGUAGAAGGAGCAAGUCACAAAAAGCAUGCACAGGUUCACAGUCAUGUGCACAGAGUAUAUAUUCCCCUUCCAGUUCCCUCCCCCUUUCUCCUCCUUCUUCCAGAGUCCUGCCCAUGAGUUCCUCUGAGCAUGAACAGAAAGCUGUCUUGGGACUCUUUUGGACUCUUGGCACCCUUCCCAGGAAAGGGGGAAUGAGAGCGGUUCAUCAUGUCCAAAGAUGUUGCAACUGAAUGAGAUAAAAGUCAGUUCUCAGGCCUGCUCUGACAGAGUCUAUUCAUUAGCCUUUUUGAAGCUGUCUUGUACUGAUAAAAGAAUAACAUUUUGCCUAUGUACCAGCAUCUUGUGAGAAUCCACAGAAAAGCUGUAGCUGUGGAUUUUUAGAAGGCAGAAAGGAAUUUUGGACAGUUUUGAGGCCUGGGGUGAUUCUUGCGGGGGGGGGGGGUGACUUCGGGCCUAGGUUUGGUCACCUGUCCUCCCCUUCCUUCAGUAUUAUGUAAAGUUUAUAGGUACUAGUAUAUAUUAGGAUUGAAGGAAGGGGAGGACAGGUGACCUCACCUAGGCCCGAAGUCACCCCCCACCAAAGCAGGCUCAAAGCUUCUCAAAACUUUUCAAAAUCAUUUUCUCAGCAGCUAAGCAUCAGGAACAUUCCGCUCUGCUGUAACAAAGGUAGAGAACAGUCCAUUGUUUCUCAGGCCUUUCUCAUGUCUUCUGGCCUUGCUAAAGAACCACAUUGCAACUUGCUUUCUGUCCGGGAACCAUGCCAGAACAAGAGAUUGAAACAUAUCUGAACAUGGGCCUUCCAUUGCUGCUGGGAGUCAUGGGUGUAGUCCGAAUUGGGCAGAUUUGCCAGCGGAGGCGAGAAUUAGGCCGAAGAGUGGUAGGAGAGGCGGGUUUUUUGUUUGAAUGGUUAUUUUCUUGAAUAUUUCAAGUUGCUAGGUGUGUUGCAAGUCAGGCAAGGGCUAAUAUAAGUCCAAUAUCUCCUACAUGGUUGAAGAUAAUAGCCUAAUGGGCUGCUGUAUUAGCAUCAGGACGGGCAAAUCAUAAUUCCCACACUUUCUCAACCAACGAAUAGUUGAAAUAUAUUAUUGGCUGUGACAAGCAUUGAUAUGGCUAGUAAAAAUACUAAGAGGUAUUUGAAGAAUCGGGAUAUGUGGGGGUCUGGUGAUAUAUAUCAGCGAAUUCAAGGAUAGAUCAUGUAACGAAUAAACUAAUUGGGAUAAAUGUGAGGGGGUACGUGUGUAAGACAAGUGUCAGGGGUUCAGGGACAGAGGCACAGGGUAGGCAGGAGAUGGAGAGCGAUGGGGAUGAAUCCCAGGACAGCGAGGAAGAGGAUGACAAUGACUCAAGAGAUUCCAUGAGUCUUUCCAGCGAAUCAGAGGAUUCGCUGAAGGGGGCGCCGGAGGUCAAGGCCAGGGAAGCCCCAGGGGGGACGUGUCAGGAGAAGGUGACAAGAGGGGCAUCCCAAAGUGGCAGCUGGGCGUCAGGACCAGCCUCCCCGCCAGAGUGCAGCGAAGGGGGUGGAGGUUCCAGUGUAUCAGGGAAGCAGCUCCGGCAGCAGAGAAGGGAGGGAGGUCGGAGCAAGCCACCCCUCCCGGAAGGGAGGGAGUAGUGACGGGCGUAGUGUAACUGUCAUAUGGACGUUUAGAGGUUGGGCGCGCGCGCGAAGGUCAUCUGUGGAGGCGCGCGGAAGUACAGGGAGCCCGGAGGAGGAGCCAGGUCCCAAAGCCCGCAGGAGGGGGAAAGAGCAAUCUGGGGAUUCCGCGUCAGGGGAAUCCAGGAGGGGCGAAACCCCAGCGGGCAGGAAGACCCUGCGGAAAAGGAAAGAGAGGAAGAGGUGGAGCAGCGCAAGCCUCUUAAACUGGUGCAGGGGAGGGACUGACUCAGAGGGGACUUCAACGGUCUAAGCGUAACAGACGUGGGGCUGCGCGCCUCGGAUGUGAAGCAAACAAUGAACUCCAAUAAACACCUUUGUAUAUAAGAAGAACUUGGCGUUGGUCUUUUGUGAGCUGAGACCUGAGGCAGCCCUGACAACAAGGUUAAUAUUAAUAUCUCUAUUGGCAAUGUUAGUUCAUGUAAAAUUGGUUGUUGAGGCUUCUGUGCCAUAGUUUAUGAAAAUAGCUAGGGGGAUUAGGCUGACUUUGAAUGCCAAUUGUACAGUGGUUUUUGCGUAAAGCAUGCCUCAUCCUAUUUUGAAAGGAAUUGGGUUUAUAGUUGUGAGAACAGAGUGUGUUAGGAUAAAUAGGACUGUUAGCAUGGUUGAGUGUAGGAAGAGGUCGUGCAUUUUUACUUUUACUUGGAGUUGCACCAAGAUUUUUGGUACCUAAAACCAAUGGAUUACUACUUUCCUAUAGAAGUAAGAGGUCUAAGGACUUCAUCCUUAGUUAUGUGAGUUAGCAGUUCUAAUUGUUUAUACAGCUCUUGGUAAACAAGAAGGUGGAACCUUCUAUCUCAGUCACAGUCUAGUGUUUUUGGUAAGCUAUAUUUACAAGUGAAUAAUCCUGAAAUUAGGGUGGGUUUUAGAAUUAGAAGUCCUAGGGGUAGCAAAUGUAGGAUAAGGAUAAGAUGUUCUCGAGCAUGGGUGGGAGGGAAAAGGCGAAAUUGAUUUGAAAUGGCUUCGCGUUGGGUUAUUAAGAAUAUGUAUAAGUGGCAGUAAUGAGGGUUUCAACCCCGGUGAUGAUGAUGGUGGGGGAUGAUCAGUUAAAUAGGGCAGUAAUAAUUAAUAACUCACCAAGUAGGUUGAUUGAGGGGGGCAUGGCUGUAUUGGUUAAGUUAAUGAAUAAUCAUCAAGUUGAUAUUAAUGGGAAGGCAAGUUGUAGGCCUCGUACAAGAAGUAAAGUUUGGGGGUGCGCGCGCUCAUAAUUAGUGUUUGCUAGAGCAAAGAGGGCUGAGGAAGUUAGGCCAUGUGCAAUUAUUAGGGUUAUGACUCCGGUCAAGCCUCAUGGUGUUUGUAUAAUAAUAGCAGAGGUUACUAGGCCCAUAUGACUUAGGGAUGAGUAGGCGAUGAGAGCCUUCAGGUCUGCUUGUCGUAGGCAAAUUGAGCUAGUUAUUAGGACACACGCCAGCUACGCCCCCACCUGCUCUCUGUCCCCCGGUGCAUGAAGCUCUGCCACUGCCUGCUUGUUGGAAACAGUUCGGGAAUCUCUUUCUCUUGUACAGCGGCACCUCUUUCCAAACUACCCCCUCUAAAAAGUGGUGAAGGUCUUAUAUUUGUUGACAGAUGAAUUUUGCAGAACAUAUGCAGAGAAAUUGCACUGAAAAAGAGUGAUCGCAUGUUACAUUUGAAGGAGAAAAAGCAAAUGGCCCAGGGAAGCCAUGGCCAUAUCCUCCGAAUCUUCUGACCAUAUUCCUGUUGCUUUCAGCUCUUAAGUUUAAUCACUGGAAAUCCUGGAGUUUGUCCCCACCCCCUGAAAUGUUCUAAUGUACUUCUUAUAAUUAUUUUCCUCAGCGAGCUAUUUGAAGUGAAAGACAUCCGGAGCAUACAUCAUGUGUUCAUUGCUUUCUUCAUCAUGAUCAUUCUCAGCACCCUCAUAGUAGACUCCAUUGAUGAAGGAAGGUAGGAAAAUAUUGAAGGGAUCAGCUGGAGGUUUCUUUGUUUUUGUUUUGUUUUAGUGUUGGACUUGAGUCAUUUCAUACCUGAACCAAUGAAAAUGUAUCUGCAUGCAAAGUCUUGGAAGAUGUGGAGCCCUCCCAGUACUAACUGAAGGGCUGCAGGCUAUGCCACAAUAACUACAAUUUCCCCAUGUGCGUGUGCUUAUCCAAGGGGUCCUGGAUCUCUGUAGGGGUUGUAUCUGUCUGUAUCUCUGUGUUUGCUUUCUUGCUUUAGAGUGUUCUGUGCAGUAUAAAACCUUAAGGGUGUAUACUUAAGUUCAGUAUUUGUUUCAUAAGAUUUAUACACUGCCUGAUUCUAAAAGGAACCUCAAAGCGGUUUACGAAAGAUAAAACAAUAAAAGCAUUAAAAAAAAUCACAACCAUACUCUAAAACAUGCAAAACUUAGAAUGCUAAAACAGAUUAAAAUUACCUCAACUUUCAUUAUAGAAUUCCUUAGCUGUUACUGAUUUAACCUGAUGGAAUAUAUAUUUUAACCCAAGUAUAUGAUUUUAACUUUCUGUGUUGUUUGAAUCUCUUUUGAAGGUUGGUGGUGAAGUUUAAUCUCCUGGUCUACGUUUUUGGCAAAUCUUCUGUCGUUGCUUCCACUUGGCUUUACAUGUUCCUGUCCACCCUGACUGUGCCCUAUGGGCUCUUCCUGCUGUGGGCCCAGGGCUACCUUAGUUCCUCCCACAAGACAAUCCGCUCCGCUCUCUUUGGGGGUCUCUUCACGAUCUUCCAAAUAUUUGCGCUUGGAGUGGUUCCAACUUACAUUGUCAUUGCCUACCGUUUACCACCGGUUUCUGCUGCCAUAGUGAUCUUCGAGCAGGUGAGUUUCAUGUGGAGAGCUAGUUUCUUCUGGAUGUAGCUAAAGGUCAUUUCACAAAGCUUGAAUUAGCAAAAUGCUGCUUUAUGCCAGGAUCUGAGUCCUUAGCUAACCUGUAAUUUUGUGUACACAUUCUACUUUUGCUUCUGCCUGACUUGGGGUAAUAUUAAUGGUGACAAGUUUUCAUUUUUCCCAAGAGAUUGAACCUAAGGGUGUUACAAAUGGUCAGAUGCAAAAAGAAACACACCAUAAUUCUUAAGGUCUAGUAGGUACUUCUGUUUUCAGAUAUGCUAAUGGUUUAAACCACUAAUAACUUGCUGCAAACACCCUCUUUUUGAGCACGAUGAAGGAGAGAGCAAUGCCAGUACAACUGGAAGCAUUCUUGGAGGAUACCGAUUCUCUCGACCUCUUGCAUUCUGGGUGCAGACCUGGCUUGAGACUGAAUCUGCUUUGGUCUCACCUUCAUCAAAAGAGGGGCAAAGGAGCUUUUGAUGCUAUUGACCAUGGUAUCCUGCUGGACCAUCUCUCACUUAAUUGUAAGAUGUCAAAUACAUUUUAUCUGUUAUUCCACUCCUUUAGGUGCGCCUGCUGAUGAAAGGCUACUCUUUCAUUAGGGAGAAUAUUUCUCGAAUACUUUCCUUUACGCCACAGAAGACAAGUGAGUGACUGUUUCCUUCAAUAAUUGUACCGCUGUGGGGAUGAAGGCACCCUCCCUUCUUCCUGUUCUGAGAGUUGGGUUCUGUGACAUGGAGACAAUUCAAAGACCUGUUCUAGUUCAGAAGAAUGUGUGUAUGGGCCUCCCCAUGUUUUGCAAGAUUACCAAUACCAUGCAACUUGUCAGUCUUCUAAUGCUUAUUGGAAUAGGAGUACACAUCUUGCAAAGGAAAUAAAAGAAUCCUGGGUUUAGUAGAACAGGGGAAAGUGCUCUGACAAUUGGGGGGUUAUUUGGGGUGGGAGGGCGUUAAACCUGGGAAGACUAGAGAUGAGGGGCUUGUCACAGACUUGCCUUACUCAUUGUAAAAAAAAAAAGUAGAAUAAGAAUGGCAUACAAACCAUCUCAUUGGACUGAGAAAUUGUAUAAAUUUAUUACUGCUAAACUCAAGCAUUAAUGAACAGUUUGAGACCCAUAGAAAAUAGGAUGGAACCCUGUGGGUUUAUUUUUUACUGUGUGGCAUUAUCUGGUACUAAACGACUCUCUCCAUUCUGCUUUUUCAGACACCGUCCAAGUUCCUAAAGUUUCCCAGUACCUGUAUUUCCUCUUUGCUCCCACCCUUAUUUACAGAGAUGCCUAUCCCCGGUAAUGUCAAUGUAGUUGCUCCAUUGUGACUUGGCAGUUCUUAUAGCCAUUGUGAUGGUGAGGUUGGACAGGAUGCAUGCUUCAUAAUGGAGGGCAUAACACACAGGUUGGGAACCUCAGGCCCAGGGGGCAGGUGCAGUCCUCUGCAGUGGCGUAGCAUGGUGGGGUCACAGUCACAGUUGCCCUGAGCGCAAAAUUGUUAUGGAUGCAAAAGUUUAACACUCGGGGCAGCCUCAAUAUAACAUUCUGUCGCUGGGAUCCAUUGAAAACAGCUUCUCCAUGCGAACCAGGAGGGGCCUCUCUAGACCAUAGAACGACUCUUCUUAUGUCUCCUGGGCGAUGCGGAUAGUAUUAGGCAGUUGAAUGUGUUUCCCUCCCUCCCACCCAACCUCUCCGCACGGCCCCAGGCAACCCACGCUACACCACUGGCCUCUGAGCCUCUCUAUCUAUUGCACUACCCACUUUUGCCUCUGGCCCCAUCCACCACUGGGUCUCUAACUUAACUCAUGGUCCCGAAUUUCUAUGGGUCUUCUCUGAGUAAAGGUUAGUUGAAGACAACCAUUUGUUUCUCUGAAUUUUCCCAGAGCAGGCCUAGUAGGAUCCAAAAUGCAUUGGUUCAAUGCAUAUCUCUUUUGAGCACACUAGUACUUUUUGCUUCUGGUUCCAAUGACAGGUGCUGAGUCUGACCAUUUUGGCUUUAAGAUAUUCCACUGUUCAUGGGUUUUGAUGGGGUUUUUAUAUAUAAGGUUCUAGAGUUCCUUUGUAGCAGUUGCUGUGUUAUACAGGGUUGUCUUUCUAUUUUCCAUGGUAUUCCACAUUCUCCAAUCUGUAUAUCCUAUUGCCCUCAACUACUACUUUCCUUCUUUAUGCAAAAUAAUGAACUGUUAAAAAAAUAAUAGUGCAGCUGCACAUUUAGUAAAGCAUGCCAUCUGAGCAAAAUCAUAACUAGCAAACAGACUUUCUUACUUUAAAUAUUUGCUGUUCUGGAAUAGAAAUUGGAUUGUGUUUACUGCAGACUACAUCAGCUUUGCUGUUAUUAUUUCUUUUGCACUUAUUAGUUGCUUUUAUUAUUGAAAGUAACUCAAAGUGAUUUGCUGUCUAGCAGUUGUUUGUAAAAUUCUCGCAAAUUAGGUUUCAGUUGAUGCCAAGCAAGUUCUUAUCUUGAUUUAGGUGUAAUGACUGUGAUUUCCUUUUCUUUUCAGAAAUCCUACAAUAAGGUGGAGCUAUGUAGCUACCAUGUUUGCAGAGGUUAGAUAUUUCUGUUCCUUUGGGGAUUCCUGUGUUUCUGCAGAUAAUUAUACAGCCUUGAAAGCUGAUAAGAGUUAAUGGUUCAUAAAAAUAUGUACUAGCUUACUGGAGUGCACAAGCCUGUAUUACUUAUUUUUAUUUUGGCAUUAAAAAAAUAGACACAAUGCUUUCUGAAGCUUCCAUGCCUGUUCACCUGGAAUUGCAUCCUAUUCCCUUAGAUUUGGAUCACUGAAUGAAUAAUUACCCCUAAACUAAUGACAAACACACCUUCCCAUUGUAAGAUAAAUAAAACAGUUUCACUUCUCAGGAUACAAUAGUACUAAAUGACAAGCCUUCCUAAACCGACUUUUAACCGAUGCCUGUGUGAUAGUCCUCUUAUCAUCUGUAAACAUUUUCCAGAGUUUAGGAAAUUAUGAACAGUGCAGCAAUCUGUAUAGUGUAUUUUUAUUUUGCCGAGUGAAGCAGAUCAGCUAAUUUCAAGCACGGUCGUAUUUCUCAAAUGGAGAUGUAGUCCUUCCCUGGGCUGGGCUAGCCGUGCAGUGUCACAUAUCCUAAAAGUUCAAAGGACAAUCUUGGAUAAAAAGACUACUCUACUCGUGGGACCUGCUCCUUGCAGGACAAUGAAACCGCUCCCACGGCAGCUGCUGUCGGUAAAUCAGGUGUUCCACCUGGGCCCCUCCACAUAUACACAUGCCAGCAGCGCACCUACCCAGGCCUCCCAACUGCUGGCAUAGUAAUUCUGCACAUGGUGGAGCCCACGUUGUAGCCCCCCUCCCCAUCAUUCAGUUUGUACAAACUUCACACACACUCACACUCACACUCACACACUACAUAUGCUACACUUCUGUUAUAAAUUCAUAGAAAAUCAACCAUACAUCGGAUUUGCACUGUUCCACUUUUAUUUUACUCCAUGAAGUAAGGACUACAAAAUGGGGAAGGUUUGAUACAGGCCAGCCCAGCACAUCCACAGGAGCCCUGCCCAGUUGCUAUGCCAACCCUGAUGGUCCUAGACAGAAGACAAUCAAGAUCACAAAGAACUUGCAUAUGGGAGUGUAUUCAGCAUGGACUGGAACAAAGGACAAUGAUCAGAUCUUCCCUCAGGGGGCAGGAAACUGCGACUACCUUUUGUCUUCAGAAAAUGACUCAUGGGGAGGAGGAGAAGGGAACCAGCCAGGUGACAGGACACUCAGGUUACCACCACAACUCCUCCCUCAACCUCUCCUUUCUGUAAUGUAUGCAUGAUGUUUCUGGGGUGGGCUUGACCUACAAGAUGGGAAUUUCAAAAGUUUUUAUAAGGUCUUGCACACCAUUUUCUGUGUCUUUUCCUCUCUCCUGCAAGUGAGGGGAACACCCUGUUGCAACAGUUCAAUAAAGGCCAAGCCUACAGGCUGCUGAUUUGCUGCAAUUUACUCUGGUUGGUGUCUUUACUUUUUGUCCAAGGGAGCCCUCGGAUUUUUCUGGUAACAACGUGGAAUGCCGUUUAUCUGAAAGAAGCACGGACUAUCGUAGUGGCACUGAAACCUUUGGUCAGCUGUUAUCUACGGCUGCAUACACACCGGACAUUCAAAGCACCUGGCUCCUCCCACAAAGAAUCUUGGGAACUGCAGUUUAUUAAGGGUGCUGGGAAUUAGAGCUCGGGGGUGGUGGUUAAAGUGCAUGUCUGAGGAUUCUUUGGGGAAUGUCAUGUGCGUUAAAUGUAUGAUGUUUACUUAGCUUAGAUCUGUGCAUAUUGGUAACUGGGAUCAGCUUUCUCUCUUACGGAUUCCUCCUGUGCUACUUUUAUAAUCAGGGGCUUUUGUUUUUACUCCUGUCUAGGCCCUUGCGUCACUCUUCUAUUUGCACUAUAUAAUUGAAAUAUACACCUAUCCUGCAUUUCGAAAAUAUGGUGGAGAGCACUUUAAUGUACGAGGGCUGGCCCUUUUCAUCUUGAACACCAUGCUUCCAAGUGAGUGCUUUUGGGUAUCACCCUGGCCCCUUUUAAUUCUGGGAUUUUUCUAAGCAACAAAUAAAUAAUCAGAUACAGUGGUGAUAUUGGCAACAACUGGCAGUGUAUGGCCUGUUGGAUAUAUGAUCUUAGCUUUGUGGUUCCCUGACUUGUAGGAUUCCUGAAAACCUGUUACUGGGGCAACAGCUGAAGCUGAGCGUGAAUCUCACUGUUCUGAGAGAGAACAUGGGAAGUUGCCUUACACUGAUCAGACCACUGGCCCAUCUAGCUCAGGGUCGUCCACACUGACCAGGAGUGGAUCUCCAGGGUUUCCAGACAGGGAACUUUUCCUGGCUCUACCUGGAGAUGCUGCAGAUUGACCUUUUGCAUGCGCUCACUACCACUGAGCUACUGCUCUUCUCUCUGAACACCUUUUGCAGUAUGUUCCUUAGUAACAUCAGUCCUGGUAGACUGGAGAAGGUGCGAUGCUGCUUCAUCCAACUCUGUUUUUUAGUUGGGGAUGCAAGCAGUUGAUAGUUUCUGGACUCAGUUCAAAGUGCUGGUUUUGACCUAUAAAUCCUCAUGUGGCUCAGGACCCCAACACCAGAAGGGCUUCCUCUCUGCUGGUGAACCAGCCUGGUCACUGCAUAAAUAUCUUAGGGAGGAGUGGAGGGUGGAACAUGGAAACGGACCCUUUUAGCGGUGGCUCCCUACUUGUAGAACGCGGUCCCCAGGGAAGAGUGCCUGGCUCCAUCAUUGUCUGUUUUAGAUGCCAGUCAAAAAACAGACAAUGGUUCCUAAUGGAAGGGUAAUCAGUUAUUUACAUGGUCAUUGUCAAGCGAGGGGCCAAAAUCACUCCCCAGGUUCAUCCCAGGUAGGGCAUUAAAUAAGAAAUUCAACCAAGGAUUCCAGCAACACAGUACCCUUUUAUUAACUUUACUGCAGUCAAGGACAGUUCGCUAAAAUGGUGGGUACUGUACUGAUCACAGGUUUCAAUACACUUUUAUAUUCUUUCACAUACAGUUUACAUCACGCUAAAUAUAUAACGAGUUCUACGUUGUCCAUUAUGCAUUAGCGAUGACAUGACAUCCUCAUGGUCUGGUCAUGACCUCCAUGCUCUGGUCAAGACCCCCUUACAAGUCAUCACUUAGUACAACAAACUAACCUCAGACCAGAACAGCCAAGUCAAACAAUAAACAGAUGACACAAAAGUAAAUCUUUAACUCAAACAGCAGAUUCUUUAUCCUUGGUUCUAGUCUAUAUAGUCUGAUAUUGGUAAAGGACUUUAUAUACCUUCUAUUUACAUAUGCAGGUAUAUAAAGGUUCAAGCUAACUAAUACUUUACCAAAUAUGACUAAAGCAACAGAAUUAUCUAAAACAUUAACAAUUUUUAAAUAAUACUUUUAUUAAAUUUCUGAACAUUUUACACAUAACAUUCCAAUGCAUUUUUAAAAAGGGAUCUCUUUUCUGUUCUUGACUUCUCAGCCCAUUUUCUGUGAUGUUUUCCUUAUCCCCCCCCUUUGCUGCAGCCUAUUGUCACUCAUUUAUCAUAAUCAUAACACAAUAGGCUCUAAUUUUUUCUGUUGCUCUUAGCUGAAAACCUAGCUGUAGUUACAUACAUAAACAACUUAACCAUCCUUUUUUGGAAUUUCUAACCAUAUAACCCCUAGCAGAAAGGCUCCAGUGUUUGUUUGCUUUUUUGUUUUUGGUAAACUCCUUUUUUAUCUUUUAAAUUCCUCAUGGAGUCCCCCCCCCCCCCCCCGAGAGAUGGGAAAGUCUGCUUGCUCAGUUCGUGGCCUGAAAACAGAAGCACAACAUUAUACGUCUUCUAUUUAUAUAUAUAAAGGUUCAAGCUAACUAAUACUUUAGCAAAUAUGACCAAAGCAACUAAAAUACAUAGCUUUACAUUUACACACUAACAGUCUUUAAUGAUUUUUAUUGCUAGGCCCAUUUCUUAUCCUUGCUAGCUUAUUUGCUGCCAUUUGCCCCUCACAGAGCUUUUGCAGUACAGUAUAUGUGGCAUAUACGCAGGUGGCGCUGUGGGUAAAACCUCAGUGCCUAGGACUUGCUGAUCGUAAGGUCGGUGGUUCGCAUCCCCGUGGCCGGGUGAGCUCCCGUCGUUCGGUCCCAGCUCCUGCCGACCUAGCAGUUCGAAAGCACCCCUAAGUGCAAGUAGAUAAAUAGGUACCGCUUUAUAGCGGGAAGGUAAAUGGCGUUUCCGUGUGCGGCGCUGGUGCUGGCUCGCCAGCUGCAGCUUCGUCACGCUGGCCACGUGACCCGGAGGUGUCUUCGGACGGCGCCGGCUCCUGGCCUCUUAAGCGAGAUGAGCGCGCAACCCUAGAGUCGGACACGACUGGCCCGGGCAGGGGUACCUUUAUAUGUGGCAUAAGAUCAACAAACCUUUGCCCAACACUAUAUUAGCAAAUGGCCAAGAGCAAACAUCCUCAGAUAUUGUCCUAAGCAAGGUCAAUCAAUACUUUCAUUGCUUCUAAUUCAAGUGUCUGCUAUUCUAGAGCCUUUAUGGAAACUUGGGGAGCAAUACAGAGGGGGGAGGGCAAGCCAUUUCCCCCUCCACAUGAAUGAAAUAAAUUAGCCAGAAAUACAUGUUUUCUUCAUUGCUCCACAGGUGCAUUGGUGACAUUAAUCUUAUAUUAUUUACUCCACUGCUGGCUGAAUGCUUUUGCUGAGAUGCUGCGCUUUGCUGACAGAAUGUUCUACAAGGUAAUUGAUGUGCAAGGCUCAUGAUAUCUCUCUCUCACACACACACAUGCACGAAACACAACACGCACAGAAGUAUUUGCUUUCAGUUUUAGAGUGUACCUUGGUUCGUGGAACGCUCCAUUUGUGUGUGUCAUUUUGCCAUUGAUGAGGUUCCUCCUGCCUAAAGAGGCCGAUCAGAUACCAUCAGUUUUCUGGACAACCUGUUAAUACAUUCCUUUACCUCUGGUGAAAAAGGGAACCUGUGCCUUUUUUUCUGUUGACAUUCCUGAUUCAAAAGCAUUUGUUGCUAUGUGUUGUGUUACUGGGCUUUUUGGAUAGAAUUUUAACCUUGCUGUGACUUUUAAACAAAUGUAAAUAGUUUUGGGUAUGGCAUCAUGGAAGAAAAGUAUGUCCACUCUAUAAAUAGCAGAACUCACCUGCAGCCUUCUUUUAGUGUUGUCAUAUACUGGCGCCUUUAUUUUAUUUAUUUUAUAAUUUUUUUAUUGAUUUUCACAAAAUUAUAAACAAAACAAAUAAACAAACAAACAUGGAUCAUAAUCUUAUUAAAAUUACACUUAUUAACAUGGUUAAGUGACUUCCUCGCUUCCCCUUGGUUGAAUUUCCAUGCACUUCCUUUUAAUGGUUUUCCAAAUCAAAGUUCUUAUGAAAUUUAACUAAAACAUUAACAUCCUUAUAUCUUUUAAUUUUAAAAUUAAACAUAUUGAUUCAUCACUUAACUUAUAUGAAAUCCUAAGCCAAUUAAAUAUCUGCAAGCUAUUUCCAAUUAAUUUAAUUUUACAUAUUUAACUAAAUAAUCAUUAAAUUUUGUCCAUUCUUCCUGAUACUCCUCCUCCUUCUGGUCGCAGACUCUUCCAGUUAGGUCGGCCAGCUCUGAAAACUCCAUCACCUUCAUCUGCCAUUCUUCCACCGUAGGAAAUUCUUGCGUUUUCCACUUUUUUGCAAAUGAAAUUUGAGUGGCAGUUGUGGCAUACAAAAAUAAUUUAACAUCUUUCUGGGGCAAUUCCAAACCUGUUAUUCCAAGAAGAAAGGCCUCUGGUUUCUUUAUAAAUGUAUAUUUCAACAUUAUUUUUUUUAAUUCAUUAUAAAUCUUUUCCCAGAAGUCUUUCACCUUGGGACAGGUCCACCACAUGUGAUAAAAAGUUCCUUCUUUUUCUUUACAUCUCCAGCAUAAAUUAUCACAAAUAUGAUAUAUCUUUGCUAAUUUAACAGGGGUCAAAUACCAUCUAUACAUCAUUUUCAUUAUAUUCUCCUUUAACAUUGUACAUGCAGUGAACUUAACUCCUUUCUUCCACAAUCUUUCCCAAUCCUCAAACAUUAUGUUAUGUCCUACAUCUCUUGCCCAAUCUAUCAUUACUGAUUUAACUUGUUCAUCCGUUGUAUGCCACUCCAACAGUAACUUAUACAUUUUAGACAGAUUUUUCCCCCCAGAUAAAUUUUUAUUAUUUUCUUCAUAUUAUCUUUUUAAACUUUUAUUGGCAAUUUUAAUGCCUUAUGUAUAAUGCUCAGAGGUUCUAUUUGUAGUCAAGCAGUAUAUAUAUACAUGUUGUUAAAUAAAUGAAUAAUUCCAAGGGAUCAUACAAAUGCGUGUUCUGAUCCUGCUGCUGCUUCCACUUGGGGCCAUUAAUGAUUAGUUUGAGCAGUUUAGAGGACAGUGAUAGAAAAGGCCUCUGAAUUUCAACUACCUUCUAUAUUUCUCUUUUCUGAAUGUGGUUUGCAGGUUGCCCCCCCCCCUACAUUGAAUUACUGUUCAUGUAGAGAAAAUGUCACAUUUGAAUUAGCUCUGAUCAUUUUGGAUCUGAGCCUUGGAGACCUAGUGUAGCUACAAAUACUGGGACACCAGUGACUUAUUCUCAGGGUGGCUGUUUGGGAAGGAGGAGGUUAGGAUUUAAUGCCUGCAAAUGAGCUCUUGGGGAAUUUCAGUUAUACAUUGCAACAGUACACCAGAUGUUCACAGAGAUUGUAUUGCCAAUUGCUCUAAAACACUUGAAUAGCAGGAAUGCACUUGGCACUUUGAUCCUGCAGUUUUAAACACUGACUCUAAGGUCUCUGCUCUUUUUACUUCCCUGAUCCUCUCUUGCAGGACUGGUGGAAUUCUACAUCUUAUGCAAGGUAUUACCGAACAUGGAAUGUGGUGGUGCAUGACUGGCUGUAUUACUAUGCAUACAGAGAUGUCCUUUGGGUAAGCAACCAUCUUUUAAUGCACCCCCUUGCUUCAGCUCUAAAAGAAAGCCAUUUUUUAAAAGGAAUGGCAGAGAUCUUUACAUUUCCCCCACAAAAUGAUUUUAUUAAAGUUCUAAUGUAAAGGUGAAUUACACAACAUGUAAAAUACCUAGUCACUUUACCCAUACAGAGAUCUGACAGAAGGUGGAAAGAGAGAAGCUUGUACUUAUGCAGUCUGGUUUGUAUCCAGUAUUUGGGAAGUCACUUUUUUUUUUUACCAGUCUACCACCAAUUUCACCCCUCUAUGCCGUAUCCCACACUGUUCCAGCUCUCACGUUAAGUGUUUGUGGGGCUCCAUUGAGUAGGAGGGAUCAGCAAAAAUGAGCUGCCCUGCCUUGUGCAAGUAAAAGUCCUUUUGACAGAGCAAGGCCACCACUGGAGACAACCCUCCCUGUGCAAUAAAUGUGAAUGGGCAAUUUAAGGGUGGUUAUCACAAGCUGUUCACUGUUGUUUUUGAAAAUUGGAUAUCGUCUGAUACAUUCACCUAUCAGAGAGUCACCCUUCCCCUUGUUUGUCUGUGUCUCUCUCUCACCACCAGUUAUUUGGGAAGAAAUUCAAAGCAGUCGCUAUGCUGUCAGUCUUCACUCUUUCCGCUGUUGUGCAUGAAUACAUCCUGGUGAUGACCUUGGGUUUCUUCUAUCCAGUAUUAUUGUUCGUCUACAUGUGUUUUGGAUGUAAGUACCAAAUAUAACAGGGGAUGCGGGUGGCGCUGUGGUCUAAACCACAGAGCCUAGGGCUUGCUGAUCAGAAGGUCGGCAGUUCGAAUCCCCGCGAUGGGGUGAGCUCCCAUUGCUCGGUCCCUGCUCCUGCCAACCUAGCUGUUCAAAAGCACAUCAAACUGCAAGUAGAUAAAUAGGUAAGGUACCACUCUGGCGGGAAGGUAAACGGCAUUUCUGUGUGCUGCUCUGGUUCGCCAGAAGUGGCUUAGUCAAGCUGGCCACAUGACCCGGAAGCUGUACGCCGGCUCCCUCGGCCUAUAGAGCAGGAUGAGCGUGCAACCCCAGAGUCGUCCGUGACUGGACCUAACGGUCAGGGGUCCCUUUAGUUUACCUUACCAAAUAUACCUCCCGGCAGCAGCAGUUUCUGUAAAUUCUGAGGAUUAGCUUUUAGUUGCCAUCUGUACUUAAUGUUCUAAGAUGCAAGGGGCUUGUGUUGCAGCCUGCCUUACCAUUUGCUCCCUCUAAACCUAGAAGCCUCUCCUGACCCUAGUUAAAUCUCCAUUUUCUGAGACUGAUCAUGGCCAGAGUAGGAGAGAGGGCUUCCUUGGCUUGGCUGAGGAAGAAGUUCUGAUAAUGCUCCAAACUGUAAUAUGCGGCUUUCUCAAAGACUUCUGAGAUGAUCCUUGCUUUGGAGGUGUAAUAAAUAUAGGGGUUGCUCGUGCAUAAGUUGCCGCCACUCCUGGCUAGGUUGCCUUGUUAAACCUUUUCUGUCUGGACAGCCCUUCACUUCGUGGCUGUUUCAGUCGCUAGCAGAAUCCGUCAGUGGGCGUUUCUUAAACCUUUUCCAGCAUAAAAGCUGUUUGACGCCAAGUCUCCUCCUACUCUCCCUGCGCGGAAGUCUUCUGCGCAGGGAGGGUGUGGGUAGCGGAGGACCCGUGCUCUCCCCGCUGGUCUUCGGCGAGGAGUCCUGGAGCCCCCUCGCCGAUUCCCCCAUCUCCCUGGUGUUACGCUGAUUUCCUUCCCCAGCUGAUGAGCUGCCUCUCUCCCUGCUGGGCCCUUCUCCAGCAUCGCUUGGGAGCCUUGCCUCCGCCUCUAGCUCCAAUGUCAGUUCCCUGACAGGAGGUCUUCAGCUUGCAACCUGAAAAGAGGUGCCCUUUCCCCCUGCUUGACACUGGCAGUAUCAACCAUCUGUCAUGGUGGACAAGUAUUUCUCCUAUCAUAUAGCCAACUUUGUUUCAUAUGAGUAGGUGGCCCACUGAUUUUUCUGUGUGAUUUAAAGGGAAAGCCCUGUCUCUUUUCCACUGAAACUCCUAAAAACCAUUGAGAGCCAUUUAUUUCUAUGGAAAGAGGUACAACGUGUCAUAGUGAUACGGACACUUUGCUAAUUGGGGAUCAAGGAAAGAAUGCUGCUGGUGUCCUUAACAGGAAUUUUGAGUGCAUUUUAAUUUUCUUCCGUCAGCGCUUUUCAACUUCAUUCUCAGCGACCGUCGGAAAGGCCCCAUUUGGAAUGUGAUCCUGUGGCUUACGCUUGGGCUUGGUAUAACUAUGAUACAGUACCUCUACAGCCUGGAAUGGAACGCCCAUCAGCACUGCCCUUUGAAAAAUGUGAGUAUCCCACUUGUCAUCGGAAAUAAGAGGAACAGAGCUGAGCUGCUAUUCUGGACUUCAUUCAAGGCCUAAGAUGUGAACGUAAAAUUCGAAAACCAGAUUUUUAGAAGGUUGCAUUCUGCCCAGAAUAGCUACCGUAGAGGUUUCUUUCUAACAAGAAUAACAAGCAGCAGGGUCAGAAAAAAACACCUUUGAAACUUCCUCCAUGUCUUUUUAUAUGAAUAAUGUAAAGCUCUGAGCUAGUUUCUGCCCUUCUGGAGAGGAUGGAAGGCGGCAGUAAAGAAGGGAGGGAGAGGAAGGUAAUGGAAAAGAGUGAAAGGCCUUAGUGGAGCACAGUGGUUUCUUUAUUCUACUUGCUGUGUUCUCUGAUUCAACUGCCACCUUUGGAACUCCUGGGUUCAAACAGAGAAAAUUCACUACAUCUUUGCCGCAUUUAAUAUGCGGUGCCCACUACCUUUCCUUAUUUAAUAUGUAGUGCCAGAUCAGCCCACAUGCAUAUGCAUAACCCCCUGGGGCUGGUUCUUGGACUGUCGAGGCCUCAUAGUAGCUGGAGCCAAGUAGGAUUGUAGUUUCAGGAUUACAGACAGCAGUUCUGCUUGACCUGGAAGAUCUGCCAUUCCGAGAGUUAAAGUGUCUGGGUGAAGCUGACCCAAAGAAAAGCCAAUUUGGGGGUCUUACAGGGAAAGGCAAGCCUUUCCCCACCCCCACCCCACUUCUAAUUGCCUAGAUUGGCUGUUGCAAGUUGGGUGGCCGCCCAGGCUUGAGAGACAGCAAAGUAAAACACUUUGGUUUCAUCACUGGCAUUUGUUCACAUGGCUAACGGAUAACUCUACAGAAGUGAAAGUGCCCAGCAUUUCCUGCCUAACAUUACUCUUCCUCUUGUGUUUUAUAGCCUACUUUUCUUGACUAUGUGAAACCGCGUUCCUGGACUUGCAAUCUUAAGGUCUGACACCCUUUGGGAUAUCCCUCCGCGUCAAGGCCAGAAGAUGCUUGUCUUUUAAACAAUGACAACAAGUUGGGUUAGCGUGUUAAAACGACUGCAGACUUUUUAAAGGGAAACUGUCUUUAGCUAUGGCAAAAGUGGGUGGUGUCUGCUACUAAGGGCUGUAUCAUUCCCAUUUUAACCAGAACCAGUGUCUUCAGGGGUUCCUGCUCUCUAGCUAAGGACCCAAGCGGACCUGAUGCUGUUUAUGCAAUUAGUUCUUAUGAAAAUAAGUAGCAUCUGUCGAGCCCCAAUGUGGAUUGGAAUUGAGGCAUAGGGCUGAGGAGCUUUAACAAUAGGCUGCCAGUUUUGAUCAGGGGGAUCCCCACAGUGCUAUGUGGAUUAAAUUUUUAUAAGCAGCAAAAUGCUGCCUUUUGCUACAUGUCCAGUUUAAGUUUCUUGCAUUCCUCACUUAGGAUUACUGCAGUGAUUUGGAGGGCAAAUGCAGUUUGUGUUGAAGAACCUAGAGAGUGUGUUGGCUUGCAAUGAUCAUGCUGCUCCACUGAAAACGCUGGUUUACUUUGUGAGACAGCCUUGGGUGGGUGGUGUGCUUAGAGCUACAGAAGGAGGGACUAUGUCAUUGUGAAAAACAAUACCCCUAUAUUGCUGACUGCUCACUGUGUAGUCUAUAAUCUGGAGCUUUUCUCUCAGCCGCCCUAAAGCGCAUUUCUGACAUGUUCUAAGAGUGUAAAGGGGGGGGGGGAGGGCUAUAUAAUAGCGUAGGCACAUAGGGGAAAUGCAAGUUUUUGGGUGUUCUUGAGCUGCUGUCCUUUGUAUUGUCCUAAAUUUGGUGCCCUAGUAAAUUCUAGGUGCUGGCGGCUUUUCUCAUGUCAUCUAACUGCAGCAAAAAAUAAAAAGAAACUUAAUUCUGAUUUAUACUGCAGAAAACAGCUUACGUGAUAAGUGUGCUAAUUUUAAUCAGUACUUUGAUAUGACCCAAGUGUAUUGCCAUUUAGCUAAGCCAUGUGUUCCAGGUUUAUUUGACUAAGGUGGGUGUGUCAUUGAUAAUUUUUGUGGAUUUUGGGGGAAGUGCCACCUGGAUUGAAUAUUAUGAACAGUAGUUUCAAGAUGCCAAACGUCAAGUACAGUAUUUAAUCUAGUUCAAAACUUAAAAAUGCACUGAAACAGUAUCCACUUUUGGAAAAAGAUGAGGAAAUAUGAGCAUCUGAAUUUGGAUCAACUCCCUUUGUAAGCUCUGAAGGAGUCUGAUAAGUACCCUUCACACACACAGUUUUUAGAGGCUACUCACUUGCAGGUUCUAGAUAGAGGUGUGAGAGAGAUUUCUGUUCCUAGAACAUUACAAACUAUAUGUGCAGAUUGUAGUAUUGCUAAAUCAGUGUUAACAUGGUUGACUCAUCCAUUCCAAAAAGCUUUUUGCUUUUGUUUUUAAAUUGUCUAUGAUGGCACUGUAAUUGUCAUUAUAAGAUGGCCGGGAUCCACCCAAAGAAUUUUCAUCACAUUGUGUCCUUUUCUGCUGCUUGUUUAAAGAGAACCUCCCCCAAACCUCCAUCUUCAGAAUAUAAUUUGAGAAUUUUAUCAAAUAAAUCCUGUUGUCUUUGGGAAAUAUGUGUACUUUUUUCUAAGGGGGACGUGUGGGAAGAUCAGUAUACUAAUUGUAAUCAACCUCAUGCUUUGGGACUGAAUCUGUGAAUGUAAACUGAAUGGGCACAACAUGGUUGCAAAUCUCUUGCGAAUGAUCUACACAACUGAUUGUAACCUUUGUACCUCUGCGACGAGGCAUCCUGUUAACCUGGAAGGUGCUGGAUUGCAAGGCUGUAGUUUUCCUCUUUCUCAGAGUGAGCAAUGAAAAAAUUUUCUUGCACAGAUGGUGGUGAGAAGAGGACAAACUGUACCUGACACUGAAAUGGUCUUCCCAAGCCUCACUUGCAUCUUUUGUAAUAUGGAGAACAUUGUGGGUCAGGGAAGGUUGUUGAUGGUGGGAUAUAGAAUUGUUAACCGAUUCCAAAAUGUAUCGAACUGUCUGUUGUGACCUAUUCUGUUACUUGCAAGGGAUUAUGUGAUCUAUACUGUACUACAGAAAUUGAAAUAUAUUUUGCUAUCCAUGAAAC
This is a messenger RNA of Podarcis lilfordi (Lilford's wall lizard), 50390 nucleotides long. Lineage: Eukaryota; Metazoa; Chordata; Lepidosauria; Squamata; Lacertidae. The record is from the annotation of a GenBank genome assembly.